Molecule: messenger RNA, 56064 nt
Organism: Planococcus citri (citrus mealybug)
Lineage: Eukaryota; Metazoa; Arthropoda; Insecta; Hemiptera; Pseudococcidae
Gene: Msp300
Product: Muscle-specific protein 300 kDa
Exons: 137
Coding region: 207-55802 (18531 amino acids)
Biological process (GO): nuclear migration
Cellular component (GO): meiotic nuclear membrane microtubule tethering complex; nuclear outer membrane; cytoplasm
Molecular function (GO): actin filament binding
Source: RefSeq, a predicted model, not a curated record
GAAGUUACCGUACACUUUUUUUCGUGUGAAUCGUUAAAACUUUUACGUUGUAAAUUGUGAAUUUUUUGUGCAUUAUUUUGAACAAUUUUUUUUUGUUGAGUGUGUUACCAAACUAUGAAUCGCUUAAUAAAUUCGUUCGGUCAUGAUCGUGUUUAAAGUGCGAAAAAUGGUUACAAAAUGAAUAGGUUUAAUUCGUUCCGAAAAUAAUGGACCAGUCACCAUCAACGUCGUCGAAACUGAAGAAAUUCUUCGGAUUUUCAAGUUCCGACAAGGGCGAAAGCUCUUCCACUUCAUCGGAUAAAAAAUCCAAGUCGUCGGAAAGCAGCUCCUCUAAUUCUAAAAAUGUUACCGGCAAAGGCAAAUUGAAGAAAGACGCGUCCGGAGAAUGUUACGAAAAAGUAGUCAGCGAAAGUGAGAUCGUCGAUAGCACCGGCAAAAAGAAAGGUAAAAUUAUACACGUCGAUCGAGUAAUCGUUCAUAAGAAGAAGAAGACUAAAAAAUCGAAUUCGGAAAAACCUAACUCGAAACCGGCUACCAACGAAUCUCCCAGCAUCGCAAAACCAGAUCUCAUACCCGAAGAUGACAAACGUGAAGAAAAGGUUCAAGAACCUGUCUACGUCGAUACCGCAAAGGCUGAUAUCGAUGUUGCUCAUAAACCAGCGCGUGUUGUUGAUACUACAAAGGCUGACGUCAAUGCUGCCCCUAAACCAGCGUACGUUGAUAAUACAAAGGCUGAUGUGGACGUAGCUCCUAAACCUGUGUACUCCGGUACUUCAAAGGCUGCAGUCGAUGCUACUCCUAUUCCAGCUACGUGCACAAAACCUCUCGAUAAUGUUACCCCUAACAGUGAUUCCUCCGGCUUGACUACAUCUCCCGAUUAUAUCGCAGCUUUUGAUGAACUUGUCAAUGCUGACGAUGGUGAAAAAAUCAAUGUCUCAGGCACUUUCGAUUCAUUCUACGAAAGUUUGAAACCAGAAAUGAACGACGAUAUUAAAAGCAGAGUACCGUUUAACGAAGAAAGCUGGAAAAAAUUGGAUAACGAAAAUGAAGCCGUUAAGUACGUGGUGAGAAAUAACGACGGUGACGAAUUGACAGUCGACAGCGUCGAAAGCGUGCCGCCAGGAUACCAGAUAUUUAAAACAAUCCUUACGAAAUCUAGCGAACAUAAAUUAAUCGGUACUUCCAAGCUGAACGUCCCCAAAGAUUUGGGUGAUCCGGAAAAUUGGCUCGAGUUCGAAAACGAAAAUGAGUCGUUCAAAUACGUAGUCAAAGAUAAAGACGGCAAAGAAAUGAUUUACGAUAAUAAAGAAAGUAUUCCUGUCGGAUAUGAGGUAAUAAAUGUGAUAAAAGUUCGCUCAAAACAACGCCAAGUAGUCGGUAAUUCGAAACGCGAAGUGACUGCCGAAUUUAGCGGACCCGAUAAAUGGCAAGAAUUUGAAAAUCAACACGAAAUGGUCAGAUACGUAAUUCGAGAUCCCAGCGGUAAAGAAUCAACGGUCGAUAAUGUCGAUAACUUAGCUCCUGGUUACGAAAUUGUGAAAACAGUCAAAUAUAAGACCAACGAGAAGAAAAUUAUCGGUAUUACCAAACUAGAAACCAAACGUGAAGUUCAGCACCCUUCCAAUUGGCAAGAAACCGAAAAUGAAAGCGAAAUUGUACAAUAUAUUUGUAAAGAUCCGGAAGGUAACGAAGUAACGUUUGGAAACUUAGAUGAAAUCCCCUCGAAUUACCAGUUAUUCAAGACAAUCAAGUUCAAAACAAAUCAGCGUCAGAUAAUCGGCUCAUCGUUAAGAACUACUUCUCGUAAUGUAAACCAAACUAUCAAGUAUGUCAUCACCAAAGAUGGUAAAAAAGUUUUGGCGGAUGAUUCUCAAAAUAACUCUGAAACCUUUGAAUUACAACCCGAUAUCACCGAAUACCUUGUGAAAGAUUCGACUGGCAAAGAAUUCAAAGUAGAUAAUAUCGACAAUUUACCCCCUGGAUACGAAGUAUUGAAAACCUUUAAAUACGUCUCGAGUGGGUCUGCUCAGUUUCCAAGUGAUGCGGAUACAACCACCGACGAUAGCUCUGAGGUGACAAAAUAUGUUGUCAAAGACGCCAGCGGCCAAGAAAUCACCUUAGAUUCCAUCGAAAAUCUACCACCAGAGUAUACGUUACUUAAAACCCUGAAAUAUAGAACAACCACUCGUCGAAUCACCUCCAAUGAAUCGCACAUAGAUCAAUAUAUUGUCUCCGGUGAAAAUCAAGCUCACAGUAGAAAUGAAAUAAUCAAAUACAUCUUCGUCGACAAAGCUGGUAAAGAAAUAACCUUAGAUAACCUCGAUGACAUUCCACCUGGAUACGAAUUAUUGAAAACGUUCAAAUACGUUACUAGUGAUUUCGUUCAAUUUCCGAGUGAUGCUGAUUCAACUUCCGACAAUAGCUCUGAGGUGAUUAAAUAUGUCGUCAAAGACGCUAGCGGUCAAGAAAUCACUUUAGAUUCUAUCGAAAAUCUACCUUCGGAGUAUACUUUGAUUAAAACGCUGAAAUAUAGAACAACCAGUCGUCAAAUCAUCCCUGGCGAAUCGCAAAUUGAUAAAUAUAUUAUUACCGGUGAAAAUCAAGCUCACGAUAAAAAUGAAGUUGUCAAGUACAUCUUCAGAGACGAAACUGGUAAAGAAAUUACCCUCGAUAGCCUGAACAACGUCCCACCUGGAUACAAAUUAUUCAAAACGCUCAAAUACGUUUCGGGUGAUUUUGCUCAGUUUCCGAGUGAUGUCGAUUCGAGUACCGACGAUACCUCAGAGGUGAUCAAAUAUGUUGUCAAAGACGCUAACGGUGAAGAAAUCACCUUAGAUUCUAUCGAAAAUUUACCACCGGAGUAUACUUUGAUCAAAACAUUGAAGUAUAGAACAACCACUCGUCGAAUUGUUUCUAACGAAUCGCAAAGUCAUAAAUAUAUCGUUAGCGGUGAUGAAAAUCAAGCAUACGAUAAAAAUGAGAUAAUCAAAUACAUCUUUAAAGACGAAACCGGCAAAGAAAUAACUCUCGAUAAUGUUGAUAACAUCCCACCUGGAUUCGAAUUACUGAAAACGUAUAAAUUCGUCACAAACGUGCCUACCGUUAAAGGAGCGUUAAACGUUAAUGACCCUGAAAAUUGGAAAGAAUUAGAGAGCCAAUCUGAAGUCAUAAAAUAUCUCAUUAAGGAUCCAACGGGUAAAGAAACCUAUUGGAAUAAUGCUGAUAAUCUGCCUCCGGGCCACGAACUCGUCAAAGCUCUGAAAUUCAGAAAAGCGAAAUUAUCAGAAAUUACGUCUCCACACCUCGAAGGAUUCGAGGAUCGCGUCGAAGAGCCCAAAGAUGUUAUCAAGUUCAUCUGCAAAGAUGAAAGUGGCCGAGAAGUGACCCUCGACGAUACUGAUAAUAUUCCAGUUGGAUUUGAAGUUAUUAAAAGCUACAAACUUGUCGCCAAAAAACCAACUGUAAUGGGAUCCUUGAAUUUAAACGAUUCUUUGAAUUUCAAAGAACUCGAAAGUCAACCCGAAGUUAUAAAAUACGUAGCUAAAGAUCCUACCGGCAAGGAUGCACUUUUUGAUAAAAUCGAAGAAAUCCCAACCAACUUCGAAUUUGUAAAAGCACUAAAAUUCCGUUUCAGCGAACCGGUUUUAUCUGAUGAAAAAAUCGUGAUCGGUGAUAAUUCGGAACAUAUUGAUGCAGAGCCAAAACACAUCAUAAAAUUCAUCUGUCGAGAUGAAAAUGGUCAAGAAGUUACGUUAGAUGACGUUGAUAAUUUACCAGCUGGCUACGAAGUAUUGAAAAGUUUCAAGUUCAUCAUCACCGAACCGACGUUGACUACUUCGCCGCCAAUUCACGAUCCCGAAAUUUGGAAAGAAUUGGAAAAUCAAGGCGAAAUCACCAAAUACGUAAUCAGAAAUGCCGAAGGCGAAGAAAAAUUCUGCGAUACUUUGGAAAACAUUCCCUCGGGAUAUGAAUUUGUAAAAGCUCUCAAAUUCCGACUUAAUAAACCUGAUAUCGAACAGACAGCUCCCGCCGUCGAUGUUGAACCCAAAAGCGUCAUGAAAUACAUCUGUCGUGACGAAAAUGGUUGUGAAGUCACUCUGGAAGAUAUCGAUAACCUACCAGCCGGAUACGAGAUUAUUAAAAGCUUCAAAUUCGUCGUAACUAAACCCACGUUGACUGAUUCAACUCAUAUCAAUGAUCCUGAAAUGUGGAAACAGUUGGAAAGUGUCGGCGAAGUGGUCAAAUACGUAGUCAGAGAUCCCAGCGGCCAUGAAACCCUGGUGGAUUCCAUCGAUGAUCUUCCAACCGGAUAUGUUCUCGUAAAAGCUUUGAAAUACCGAAUGGAGACGCCUCCUAAGCCACUGACCGACGACGAAAACGACGUAUUCGAUCAUACAGAAACCAAAAAAUACGUGAUCAGGAAUAAAAUCGGAAAGCAGCUGAUUGUCGACCGUCUGGACGACAUUCCAGACGAUUACGAACUAAUUCAAUGUCUUGAUUUUGGUAAACGCCCUCCGACUUCACCCGAUGCAUCUGAAAAUAACGCCAGAGAAGUGAUCAAGUACGUGAUCAAAGCCCCGAACGGCGAAACAACUACAAUCGAUAGCUUGGAAGACGUUCCAGCAGAUCACGAAAUCGUCAAAAGCGUAAGAUUCAUCGUAUUUGGAUCAUCGCCAGUAACAGGACCUCAAAACUGGACUGAGUUAGAAGAUCAAACGCAGGUAUUCAAAUACAUCGUUCGAGACGAUGAUGGUAAAGAAAUCACAAUUGAUAAUCGCGACGAUAUUCCUGCCGGUUUCAAGCUAGUCAGAGCCUUGAAAUUUACCAACGUUGGCCCAUCAAGUCAAUACGAACACGUUGAAAAUCCGAUACGCGAAAUCGAUCUCGUUAAAUACGUAUUCAAAGGUCCAUCAGGGGAUGAAAUCACUUUGGAGGCCGAUACCGAACCACCGGCCGGAUAUAAGCUCAUCAAGACAUUGAAAAUAAAGAGAACCUUUUCAUCGACUGACGAACCAGAUGGGUCGUUUAAUACCCAAAUUAAAUUACCGGGUGGUUCGUCGAAGUAUAUUUUUAAAAAUCAUCUCGGCGAUGAAAUCGUUCUCGACGAUGUCGACAAUGUGCCAUCCGAUUACAAGUUAAUCAGCAGACUAAACGCUGGUCCGAAUGACGGAAAUACGACACCCACAUCGCCGUCUAAAGAAAUCAUCAAAGAUGUGUAUCGUUACAUUGUAAAAAGUCCUAAAGGAGAAGAACAAAUCAUCGACAACGUUGACGAACUACCAUCCGGAUUCACCUUGGUUAAAACCUUGAAAGUACGACCAGAUGGCAGGGUCAUCGAACAACCACCUGCAUCGGCUCUGAAAGUUGAUGAAAGUCACGUAAAGAAACUCGUGCAAAAUGUUUUCGAGCCGAAUAAAUCGACGCAAUCUUCAUCCUCGCCGAGUAAAUCUAACACCAUAUCGUCAAAUUCAUCAAACGAAUUACCUUUAGAUCCUGCUUCGAGUAAAAUGAAAAAGUCUGUUUCAACCGGUAGCUUCCGAUCUCAAAGCAGCGACACAGACGGGUCAAUACCCGAAAAGGUCGUCGCGAAGGCUCCGUCUGAGGAAACCAUACAACGAAUCGAGAAAUACAUGGUCGACGCUGACUACGUUCCUUCGUCUAAAUCGUUACCAUUGCCGAACAGCUCUCAAAGGACUGAUAAGGAUCUACCGUCUAUGGAUUCGUUAUCAGAACGAUCAAUAUCGACAGAUUCGUUCCAGGCCAGCUCCGAUGACGCGUCUUGGUAUUCGGAUUACAAAAAAAAUCAAAGUUCUUCCAACGCAUCCUUUGGAUUCGAACACAAACCAAGGAGCAAGGCUGAAUAUGACAGUCAUAUCGCCCAAGUUAAAGAUGAACAAGAACGAGUACAGAAGAAAACAUUUGUUAAUUGGAUCAACUCGUAUUUAUCGAAAAGAAAUCCGCCUCUACGAAUAAACGACCUGAUCGAUGAUUUAAAAGAUGGAACUAAGUUAUUAGCUCUUCUAGAAGUGUUAUCCGGAGAAAAACUGCCUAUGGAGAGAGGAUCGAAAUUACGAAGACCUCAUUUCCUGAGCAAUGUGAACACAGCUUUACAAUUUCUACAGAGCAAAAAGAUUAAAUUGGUGAAUAUAAAUUCGACAGAUUUAGUCGAUGGAAGACCGGCUGUGGUAUUGGGUCUCAUAUGGACGAUUAUCUUAUACUUCCAAAUUGAAGAAGGUACACGUGCUAUGUCAUCUUUGAGUUCGCAUUUCGACGGCAGUACGAGCAGUUUGGAAAGUUUACGAUCUCCUACACCUGAUAAAAAAAUUAGCGGAGCCAGAAAAUCUCUGUUGAAAUGGGUUAAAAAUGUUUUACCUAGAGAGUGCGGCUUCGAAGUAACAGAUUUCGGACCCAGUUGGCGAGACGGGCAUUUGUUCCUCAAUAUUAUUAAUACUAUUCAAUCGAAUUUAAUCGAUAUGUCAUCGAUGCGCACGGUUACUAACCGUCAACGCUUAGAAACAGCUUUUACUGCCGCUGAGCAAGGCCUAGGCAUAUCUAGAUUGUUAGAUCCUGAGGAUGUAGACGUAGAUCGACCAGAUGAAAGAUCAGUGAUGACUUACGUUGCCCAAUUCGUAUACAAGUAUCCGGAAGUUCGUAGCUACUCCGGUGAAACGAUUAGCGUUGUACAAGAGGAAUAUAAUAAAUUUAUUUCGUGGUUGACUGAUCGUACUCAAUUGUUAUCUGUACCCCAAAAUAUUACCAGUAAUUAUUCGGAUUACUACGAGAUCUAUAACGAAAAAGAAAACUACUCGCCGUUAUUCGAAAAACUAAAGAAACUCGUUCUUUUCCAAGGAGCUAUUAGUAUUACUCCGGAAUCAUGGAGAGAAAUCGAACGACUGUGGCGAUUACUCGAAACUCAAUUGAAUCAAUGGCGGUGGGCGUUGGACAAUAAUUUACCUUCACCUUUCGAUAAAAUUGCCGAUUGGCUAAUUAAAGCGGAAAAUGUUAUUUAUAACGAUGAUAUACCGACCAUAAUGAAUGAGGAUACGGCUACUUUAAUUAAUCAGAAAUUAGAAGAACAUAAAGCAUUUUUCUCGCAAUUACCUACCGUGCGAGCGAAAUUAGAAGAAGCCGUUGGAACUAUUCCUAUUUCGUCUCAAAUCUUGGAAAAUCAAAUAAACAACAUGUUCGCUCGUUUGGACGAUAUUACUGUCAAAGCUGCUCAACGUAGAAUUAGAUUAAAAUAUUUAGAACAUAAGUGUUGUCUUAUCGCCUUCCUUAAUCUAACGGAAAAGAAAUUAAAAGGCUGGACUGUGAAAUAUGGUUACGAAGAAAAUGUACAAGCGCUUCUUGACCAAUACAAUAAUUAUGUGAUCGGAAACGAAAUAAUUCAAGAAUUCAAUAGAGCUUUUAAUGAUAUGCAAAAUGUCGUUAUAGAAUAUAAACGCGAUGGAAAUAUUGAUAAAACAGAGGCAGCAAAUGUAGAUCGAUUUUUACGUGACAUAGAAGAAAGAUGGAAAACGGUUUCGGUUGAAUUGUAUUGCGCUCAGAGUAUGUUAGAAGAAGUUGUAGCCUACUGGAAACGUUGGAAAUCGCUUUCUACCGAAUUGGAGAACUGGAUCGAUGCUUCGAGAUAUAAACUGAAUGCGUCCGAAGAUGAAAAAUUAGAAUACUUCCACGACCUAAAAGCUUGGCAGGAAAAAUACUUGAAUUUAGAAGAUAAUGUUAACUUUUUAAUAGCCACCUGUGAAGAUUCUAUUGGUGCCGAAUUACGUGAAAAAUUCGCUAGAAUUACGGGAAAAUGGAAAGAUUUAUUCGACGUUGUUGGGAAAUAUAUGAACGCCAGUUCGAUAUCUAAACUUCGAAAAGAGUAUUACGAGUCAAUGGAAGAUUUACAGACGUGGAUUACUAAAGCUGAGCAUAUUUUGAGCUCAACACAGCCGAAUUCCGAUGAAGGAUUGCAUUUCUUUGGCCGUGAGCUUGCGAAUUUACAAGAAGAAAUUUCCGAAAAAGACGAAAUACUUAAAAAUAUUUCUAAAUUGUUGCAAAACCUAAUUCAAGAUCUCAGUAAAGAAGAAGUUGAACAAAUGGUCAAGGAAGUGAAACGAGAGAAAGAAUCGUUGCUUCAAAUUCGUACUCUUAUUCCAAUGCAACUGAAUCUCUUCAAUCAAUUGAUCGUUCAAAGAGAAGCAUUGAGAGAAGGCCAAUCAGAAAUUAAUUCUUGGUUGGAUAAAGCUGAAAAUCUUCUCGACUCUUAUACGCUUACCGGUGGCAAAGAGCAAAUUCAGACUCAACUGGAACGACAUAAGGCAUUUUUCUCUCGCAUUUCUUACUACCAAUCAAUGGUGGAAAGUAAAAACAAGCAGUUUCAGAGUAUCGUAAAAUCGAUUGAUUCCGAAGAAAAACUAGAACUCGGAGAUUUUGUACAAAAAAUGGCUGACUUGAACUCGCGUUUCGAACGAGUUUCAAAUGAUGCUCAAGAUUGGCAAGUUAAACUCGAAGAAGCCAUUCGUUACUGGCAUAAUUUCAAAGAAAUCGAACGUGUCAUUACCGAAUGGUUACAAACCGCUCAAAAAUUAUUGACUGAAAAGAACAUCGAUUCGAAACAAUUCAUCCAGACCGAAAAAGCGUAUUUCGAAAAUGCAGACCAGAGUCGUAUUAAUGAGCUCACGUCAGCAGGUAAAGAAUUGAAGAAACACAUAUCUCCAAAUGAUCACAGUUAUGUCAAUAGGCGAGUUGAAGCAUUGCAACAAGCUUGGAAGGAAGCGUUUGAAGUUGCUCAUCCUCAUCUAAUUAGGUCAGAAUUUUCACUCGAUUUAACUUCGUACAAUCAGCUAAUAAAAGAGAUGGAAAAAGAAUUGAUCUCGGAGCAACAAGCUUUCACUCAACAUGAGGAUAUUGAAAUGCUGCUUGCUAAACAUAACGAAUAUUUUAACGACCAAAGUGCCUACAUAAGUGAUGCUAAAGAAUUGAUGAAUAAUCUCGCUAGGCUAAGCGCUUCCUAUGAAUCGAUGAAUCGAAAUUCUGAAAGCGAUACUCUCAAUGAUGCCUACGAACGUGUCUUACAAAACUGGAAAGUCAUUCAGAGUAAUAUCAGUGUUGUAAAGAAACAACUUCAGCAAGUACCUGAGCAAUGGAAAGAAUUUACUCAGAGAAUGGACGAAAUAUCUGCAUGGAUGGACUCAGUCGAUGGAAAUGUUAAAGUCUUGUUACAAGAUUUGACCACAGCCGAAGAAUUCGAAAACCAGAAAGCUACCUUCCAAGAGAUUUGUCGUGAUGUGGAUAAGAAACGAGCUGACAUUCAGUGGUUGGUGCAAACGUCAGACAUGCUGUCUCAGUUCUAUCCCAAGACUUCUACCGAUGUACAAAAACAAGUCGAUCAAAUGGUUACCCGAUAUAAAUCCUUAUUACCUACCAUCGAGCUUAUUAUCACUCGUACCGAACUGUAUUCAAGAUGCUACACGUACAAAAAACAAGUUACCGAAGUAUGUCAGUUACUGCAGAAAGUUCGAGAAGACAUUAAAUCGAAACCGAAAUCUAUUGAAAAUAUCGAUCAAUUGGUGAUUCAACAACAAGAAGCUGUUAAUUUGCUAAAUGACCAGAGGGCAAAUGUCGUCUCUAUGAUUCAACGCGGCAAAGAAUUAGCUAGACAUGGUGACCAAUCUCCAGAAUUUUUGAAUGAUUUGGUCUCCAAUUUGGAAGUAGAAUGGGAAGAUUCUUAUUCCAAAACUGUGGAGAACUUGAAUAAUUUGAAAGAAACUCAAAAAGUAUGGACUACUUACCAAGAACAAAAAGAGGCUGUUAUGACGUUACUCAAAAAGGCGGAAAAGGAAUUGAAAGACGUGCCUGUGAAGUAUUCCAACUCUAAACAACUCGUCGCCGAAUUGAACUCCAAGAAGGAAUUAAAACUGGAAUUGAAAAAAGCCAUUGAAAUCAACCUGAAAAAAUUGAGAGAUUUGUCUAGCCAUGUUGGUAGAAUCGCUUCACCUGAACGUGUUGAAAUCAUUAAUAAAGAGGUGGAAGAUAUCUCCAAAGAUUUAACCGACUAUGAAAAACAAGCCGAAAAGAAAACCGAUGAUUUAGAAAAAUUGUCUUCUAAAUGGUCUGAUCUGGAAAGCAAUAUCAAGCAAGUCAAAACAUGGACUACUGAAUUAGCGCCAUCAUCCAUAACGGCCAUCAAUACUACAACAUUGUCGCCGGAAGAACAAGCUAAAACUACUCAAAAUUUACAGAAUCAGUUGACGUCUCAUAUCUCUACAGUGGAAAAAUUGAACGAUGACGUUGAUUCUCUUAUUGAUAUUGUCGAAGAACCAAUUCUGAUCAAGAAAGAAAUAGAAACUUUGCAUUCUACUGUACACGAUGUGAAGCAAAAAAUGGAUGUUCAAAGUGCUCAGUUGCAAAAGCAGUUGGCUACUAUCGAAGAGUAUAAAAAAGAAAUCGAAGAACUUACUCCAUGGAUUGCCAAUGCAGAAUCUGAAACCGAAAUCAGCGCUAUUAAACCGGCUGCUAUCAAAGAUAUCGAAAAACACUUAGCCGACGUUAAAAAUUUCAAAUCCGAAUGCGCAGAAAAAGAAAGUAAAUUGAAAAAACUUUUUGCUAUCGAAAAAGAGAAUCCAAAUUUGCAAGAAACUGAGACCCUGGUUUUACGUUUAAAUGUCAUAAAAGCGAAUGCUGACAAUAAAGUGAAACGUUUGCAAAAACUCAACGAAAAUUGGAGAGAAUUAGAAAUAAAAGAACUCGAGAUUAAAAACAAAUUGAAUAAUUUCGAUUUCAAGCAUCUGCUCGACAGUCCUAUUGAAAAAGACACCGAGCUGCAAGUUUUGCAGAGUCGUCUCGUAGAAUUAAAGAGCGCUGCACAAAGCACGGCUGAAUUACAAAACGAAGUUUCAUCCUUGGGCAACUCUUGUAACGUUAUUGCAAAUAAUGUCUCUUUACAAGCUGCCGAAGAGAAGAGAAACAAUAUCGAUGCUCUGAAAGCCCAGUGUAAAAAUGCAUUGAACGGUAUUCGAGAGCGAAUCAAUUUGUUAUCUGAUAUCAUUGUAUCGAGAGAAGUGUACGAAGAACAAAUCACCUCCUUCAGUUCGUGGCUUCACGAUGUGGAGACGAAUGCUGCUGAUAUGCAAGAAAUAGAAGAUGAUGACUUGGGCAACACUCUACAAAAGCUUCACGCCUUUUCGGUGGAGUGCUCUGAGAAGAAACCCUACCUUGAAGAUGUCGAAGUGAAGUUACAUGCUGCUGUAGGACAAAAACCACCGCAGAAGAAUUUCGCUGUAACCCAUUUCAACGAAGCUAAACUCAAAUUUGCGGACAUUACGAAUUUACUCGAUAAAAGGAAAACAGCCAUUGAACAGUACAAAGCCUUUAGAGACUGGUAUCUUGGCGUCACCGAAACCGUCAAUAAUUUGAAAUAUCAAGUGGAGUCGAAUCAAUAUCCAAGUUCGAUUAAUGCCGAUCUCGAUAAAUGUUGGGCUGAUUUGAAUGCUCACGAGCAAGAAUUUGGAACUAUUCAAAAACUGUGUAAAGACGCCAAUAUCAAUGUGAAGUAUAAGGUCGAACCGCUGUCUUCGUUGAAAGAUAUGAAAGCUACGAUCGAUAACUUGAGAGUGGAUAUCGCCAAGAAACGUGAAAAAGAUAAAGUCAUCGAAACCCACAAGAAGAAUUUCCUCGAAACUAAAGAACGUUUCAUUAAAGAAAUUGGCAGUUGCAAAAAAGAUCUCGAAAAGGCCCUGUCUGACAUCAAAACUCCGGAAAAACUCCGUCCCGGAGUGGACGAUUUGAUGAAACUAGAAACGAAAUUCGCUCAAGUCACUCCAAUUAGAGACGAAAUGCAGAAAAAAGCAAAUUCUCUCAUCAAAGAAGACGAUACCGUUAUACUCGAUGUACAAAACGAAGUCACUGGAUUGCUAAGUGACUGGGAAAACUUGAACGAUCAGCUGAAACAAGAAAUCGACGCAUAUUGCAACCUCCAGCAAGCCUUAACCAGUUUCAACGUAAUUAAAAAUGAAACCGGUAACAUGCUAAAUGAUUUCGAGGGUUCUCUUGGCAACAUUAAGUCACCUAACGAUUUGACCGAAGCUUACAUCACGAAAGAAAAAUACAACGAAUUGAGCAAGUCGAUCUCAAACAGUAAAAAUUACUUGGAUAAGAUGGAUAGUUCGAGUAAAAAUAUCUUCAAAUUGAGCAGAAAUGUUCCGCAAUUCGAUGUUCAAGUUAUUGAAAACGAAAUGAAAACCACGGUGAAAAAAUGGAACGAUGUUUCCGCCAAAGUAAAUGAUCAGUUAUCCACAAUUGAUACCGAAAUCGCUUUGUGGCAACAGAUCGAAGAAUCGAAAAGCUACUUGCUUCCAUGGCUAAAAGAAACCGUCGAAGAUACCAAUAACCAGUUGAAAACUUUGGUCGAUGUGAACAACGCUCAAGUAAAAUGGAAAUCCUACAAAGAGCAACUUGCUGUUAACGAAAAAUUGAAAGAUGGAAUUCAAAAAAGACGCCAACAGUUGGUAGAAUUGAAUGAAAACAAACCAAUUCCUAAUUUGGACUCGUUGAUGUCUGUAUUGAACGACGGAUUCAGUGAAUUAGAUCAAGAAUUGAAACAACUGGGUGAUUUAAUCGGCACCUGCGAAUCCAAAGAGAGUAUUCUUAAAGAUGAACUCAAAGAAGCAGUCUCUGAAAUGAAUUCGAUUCGGGAGAAGUUAAUGAAAUGCGACGAUUUGACGGGCGAUAUUACUCCAAUUUGCGAACGUCUAAUGAUCUGCCGAGAAAAAAAUAAAGAUUUGGAGAAAAUUCAGCCAAAAUUAGAGAAAAUGGACAAAAUCUGCGCGGAAAUUGUAGCAGCUAAUCCUAGUUACGCGAAUUCUAGCGUGGCAAAAGAAUUAAACGCGAUCAAGAAACGCUAUGCCGAUACGUCCUCUUAUUUGGUUAAAAUCGAGAACACUCUUAUUUUGUUCGUUAAUAAGAGUUUCAAAGAUAAACUCACGAAUUUGAAAGAUACCGUCGACAUGUGCAAUAAUAAAAUCGUCUGGUGUCUGCCAGAAGAAAAUUUCGAUGUAGAACACCUAGAAUCAAAGCUAACUUGCAUAAAAGAAUUGGAAAAAGAACUAGAUUCCGUCAAAGGCGUCAAGCAAGAUAUCGAAUCAAUGAUUGAACCUUUGAAUGGAAUCCAGUGUCCUGAAAUCACCGAAGAAGUCUUUCCUAUCCGUGAUAAAAUCUUCGCCGAUUUGGAUGCUCUUCAAGCGAAAACCGACAACGUGAAGACAGUUUUGGAGAAAAAUAUCAAGUUACUUAACACCUACCAAGAUGACUACGAAAAAGUAUCAUCGGAUUUGCAAAAUUUGGAGAAAGCAUUGAAUACGAAAUCUCGCGAUUUGAUCGACGUUUCACAAAUCGAUAGUUACUUAGAAAAAACCAACAACAUGAAUUCCAAAAUUUCGGACAUCAUUUCCAAAAUCAAGACUCUAAAAGGAAGUUACGACAAAUUACAAAAACUCGAUACUAAGCCGCAUAUAAGUAACACCGAUUCUUUCGAAAACAAAGCCAAGAAUAUCAAAGACACCGUCGAUUCUCGUUUAGAGAAGCUCAAAAAUGUAUCAGACUUACAUGCCAAAUACGAGAACAAAGUCAAUCUGAUGAACGACUUUCUAACGAAAAAUACCGCCAAGUUGGAUAAAUUUGAGAAAGCUUUUAACGAAGGAAACAAGAACACGGAGCUUUUGAAAAAUACAUUGAAAGAACUCAAAGAUUUUGCUCAAAUUAAAGAACAAGGUUUGGCUCAAAUGAAUGAAAUUAUCGAAUUAAGCGAAUCUUUAUUCUUGGAAAUUAUUCCUCAAAAUCGCGACACGAUGCGAGUUCAACUCAAAGGUCUACGAAACGCCUUGGAAGCAUUGAACGAGAAAUGGACAUUACUUUUGAAGAAAAACGAAAGCAUCGUGAUGCAAAGAGCCAGUAUCGAAGACAGUCGUAACCAAGUUCUUCAAUGGCUAACUGCCGUUGAAAAUAAAGUCGAAUCGAAACCUCAGCUGAAGGAAAUUUUACCAGAAAAGAAAAAAGCUCUGAAUACCUAUCGAACCUUAUUACAAGAUGUACAAUCGCACAAGGCCAUCAUUGAUCAACUAAAUCAAAAAAUGGAAUCAUUAUCCGAAGGUGGUCUCGAUGAUCUGGUUGAAAGAUAUGGCCAGUUGCACAAUAUCGUUUCCAAUCACGUCGAUUUGCAUGAAAAAUACGUUCUCAAUCAUGAAAACUAUCUCCAUGCUUUUGAAAAGUUCAGAGAUUUCUUCGAUGUUCUCUUAGCCGAAGAGAACAAAUCUGCCAAAUGCGACGUUGAAAAUCAAAUCGCUAUUUACGAAAGUAUUCUGCAACAAGAUAAAUCUGGCGAUGAACUGAUCGCAGAAUGCGAACAGUUACUGAAACCUGUUCUGUCUGAGACUGAUGACACCGGAAAAGAGUUUUUACAAAAUGAAAUAAAUAGUCAAAAAAAGAACUGGCGCGAAUUUCUCGAUAAAUGUAAACAGGCCAAAGAAAAACUGAUUAUCAAGAAAGGUCAAGCUGAAAAGCUUCAGAGUAAAAUUACAUCAUUGGAUGAGUUUUUGAAAAACGCCGAAAAUAAAUUCAAAGAUCAAAGCUUGAAAAAUUGUUUGGAGUCGAAGAAACUUUAUUUGGACGAUGUAAAAAGUAUCUUCAACGAUUUAAAUAGUAAAAAUAUCGAAUUCGAAGAUCUUAAAAAAGAACCCGGUGCAACGAAUCCUGAGCUUACCGAAAUAGUCAUGAAAUUAAUAGCGAGAUAUCAAAACGUCAAACAGAAAGCAAAGGAAUGUGUUACCAGAUAUGAGAAAUUCGUCAAGGAACAUGAAACUUUUGAAAACGAUUAUAACAACUUUUUACAGAAAUGUAAUAAACUAAAAGAAGAAGUUGAACAAAACAGUAAACCGAUCGGAAAUGUCAGUUCAUUAAAGGAAAGGCAGAAAAAACUGAACGAAUUGCUGGAUUCAAAAACGAAUGAAAACGUACAAUUCGAAUUGAUCAACGAACAAGGGGAGAAGCUAUAUGCUCAUACGUCACCUGACGGAAGAGAAUUAAUCAGAAAAAAUUUGAGAAAAUUGCGCUCUAUUUGGAAUGAGCUGAGUGAUGAUUUACAACGAGAAAUAGGCGUAGCUGACCAAUGUCUUUUGAAAUUAGCCGAGUUCAAUGUUGCUCAAGAUGAACUAACUGCUUGGUUAACCGGUGUGGAAAAUUCUAUCAACCAAAACUCAGAGUUAUGUUCGACUUUACAAGAAAAACUCGCCCAAUUUCAGAAUCACGUUAAUAAACACCAAGAAACUCUUAAUCAAAAGAAUGCCAUCGCUAAUGUUUCUAAAUUGGUAUCACAGCUCUCAGAGCACACCGACCAUUCUGCCUUUGGAGAUUACUCAGCAUCUAUCGAAAAGCAGUAUGCUAGUAUUAUAGCCAAAUCCGAGGAACUGAAAAACACUUUGGAACAAAAUGUUAAGAUUCAUAAAGAUUUUAAAGCAGCUUGUGACAAAAUGCAAGAUAAGCUGAAAAACGAAGCUGAGCAUUUGAAACAGAAUGAAGCUGUGUCUGGCGAAAAGUCAGACGUGGAAAAGAGAUUGAAAAAUGUUGAGUCGCUACAAAAAUUCGAACCCGAGGGAAAGGAAACAUUCAAAAAGUUGAAAGAAUUAUUCGAAGCUACUUAUAAAACCACUGCUAAGAAAGGCAUCCCUGCUUUGGAGAAAGAAUUAUUCGAUUGCAACGCUGCUCUUAAUAAACACUUGAAUAAUUUAGAUCAAGCUCAAGAUAAACUCAACGAAGCGUUGAAUUUAUGGUUGAAAUUCGAAAGAGAACAAGAGAACAUUACCAACUGGCUUCAAGAACACGAGAUCGUGUUUAAAAAUCAACAGUUGAAAAAUACCUUGGACGAAAAAUUGGAGCAAUUGAAUGAAUUCAAAGAAAUUGGAAACGCCAUCAACCAUAAAGAGAAAGAUAUCGAUGGGUUCAUCGACGUUGGUCAUCUGUUGUUACAAACCUGUUCGGCAGAUCAUGUAAAAACAGCUUUGUCGCAGAUUAGCAACAGGUAUCAAUCGUUGGUGAAUCAAUAUAAAGAAACAGUCGAAAAAUGGGAAACCAUUUGUGACGAGCAUCGUACCUAUUCGAUCAAACGUACCGAAAUUCUCAAAUUAUUGGAUGAUUUGGAGAAACAGUUCACCGAUUUGCAAACCGACACAGACUCAGAUGUUUCGAAAAAAGUCAAAAAAUCACAACAUAUUAUUACCGAAUGUAAUCAAAAUGCCAAUCAAGUAUCGGAAUUUUUGCUGAAUGGCGAAUCACUAUUCCCUGAUACUGCCGCCAGUGGACGUGAGGAUAUUCGUAAUGAGUUGAAAGAUAUCAAAGAAAGAUGGGAUUCGCUCUGUGAUAAAUUGAAAUCUUUCGAUAAAUCCCUCGGAGCUUUGAAUAUCCAAUGGAACGUCUAUCAAGAACUUUACUCUCAACUGUUAAACUGGUUGCAACAAAUGGAAAAAAAUGUUCAACAAGAUCGAACUUCAAAUUGGACCACGUUACAAGAAUUACGCUCGAAAUUGUUCAAAGAAAAGACAAUGCUCCAAGAAGCCUCUUCUCGUAAACGUACCAUUGAAAAUUUAAAGGAAAAGGCUGACAGCGUUGCUCAAGUUGUCGAUUCAAAAAAUAUCAACGAGACUGCUCAAGAUGUCGUUACUCGUUACGAUCACCUGAUUUCAAAUUUGACCGAAAUUGUCAGUACGAAUGAGAAGUGCCUGGAAAAUGUCCAGCAAUUCUUAGAUAGCCUGAAACAAUUUAGGGAUAAUUUGAAGCAACUUUGGGAGACCCUAUCGAGUCACACAGAUUACACGGGCAACAAAGAGAUGCUUAAUAAGAGACUGGAAAAAUUGAACAGUAUGAAAGAAACAUUCCCAGAACACGAAGAAAAACUGAAGACGAUUGAAGCGGAAGUUGACGCAGUAGCGGCUAAUUUACCUGUUCAUUAUAAAGAAUCCAUGGUUCGAGAUUUAGCCAACGUUAGGUUCGAUUACGAAAAAUUCGUUACUGCUUUGAACGAGCUUGAACAAGGACUGCAGAAACAGCUGAAUCAGUGGUAUCAAUACGAGUUGUCACUUCAACAGGUGGUUUCCUGGUUGAACGAUGUUGAAGCUGCGUUGAGAAAUUAUACCGAACAGAAUACGUUGGAAGAAAAGCAGGAACAACUUAACAAUUACAUGGACCAACAAAAAAUGGUAGAAGGAAAAAAGAACGCUAUUAAUGAAAUAAUUACGAUGGUUGACCAUUUAGAACAAUCAUUAGUUGUGAACGCCACACAAAAUGAGCCUGUAUUGGAAAAGUUGAAAGAUGACGCCAGCGAAUUAUCAGACUACAACGAACGCCUAUCCAAUAAUGUCCAGCAUGUUUCAUCAAGAUUCCAAACAAUUCAGAGAAUGUUGAAGGACUUGUUGAAAAAAUGUCAACAAUCCGUCAACGAUCACAAAGCAUACUCGAAUAAAUAUACAGAAUUCAACGAUUGGAUAACUCAGGCAGAAGAUAAGCUCAGCAAAUGUCUGAACGCUUUGUCUUCCUUGGCUGUUCAAUCCGAAAUGACUGAUAAUUUGAAUAACUUGAAAAACUUGAUCGGUGAAAGACCUCAAGCGGUUUCUCUUCUAAAUUCAGUCGUAGAAUCGGGUGAAAAAUUAUACAAUGCUACCGCGCCAGAAGGUCGAGAAAUCAUCAGAACUCAACUAGAAGAAGCUCAAAAUCGAUUGGAUAAAUUAUUUGACCGUGCUACUGCCACCGAACGCGAUGUGCAGUCUAAAUUAUCAAGUUGGAGCGGCUUUGAGCAAUGUUUACUCGAUCUCCAAACGUGGCUGAAAGAAAUCGAAGCCACUUUGGCCAACGAACCACAACUCAAGUGCACCCUUGAUGAGAAACGAGCACAAUUACAGAAGUAUAGGGGUUUGUUGAACGAUGUUAAUCAACAUAAUCAAGGUUUCGUUAAACUCAGAUCUAUGUAUGAUGAAUUACCUCAAAAAGACGACGAUAUUAAAGAAACGCUCGAAUCCGUUAUUUCGAAAUACGAUGAUAUUGUCAAGAAAACUAAAGACCUAGUAGAUCAGUAUGAAAGAAUUGUUGAUGAACAUCAACAUUACUGCAAAGCGAUUAUGGAAGCUCAGGAAUGGUUAGAUGCUACGAAUAACACAGUUAUAUUAUGGAGUGACUUGGACCCUGAAAGAGUCUCCGUUGAAAAUAAUCUGGAAAAAUUAAAAAAUCUAGAGAAAAAGUUACCUGAAGAGAAGUAUAGAAUUGAUGAAAUUUGUAAUUACGGAGAGAAAGUUUUACCUGGAACGAGUGAUGAAGGUAAAACCAACAUCACCAAGCAAAUUGAUACAUCUCAACAAGACUGGGAAAUUUUGUCGACAUCUGUAAGGAAUGCAAUUACCGUUUUGCAAACCAAAUUACAGCACUGGGGUGAAUAUGAAGCAUUGAGGGAUGAAUGUAUGUCUUGGUUAAGAGACACCGAUUCAAUCGUUCAUGCUAUAGAUUUAAAAGCCACUCUCGAUGAAAAACGCGAACAAUCUGAUUUACUCAAGAAAUUGCAAGGUGAAGUUAGAGCUAAAGAAAUCGAAAUAGACUCGCUGAUGGAAAAAUCUCAACAUCUGUACAAAAGUUCUUCCAUACCACGUUCAUUUUCCAUCACUGAAAUAGGUCAAAAAUAUCAUCAAUUAUCAGCUACCGUCAAAGAUUUGAACAAUCGUUGGCAACAAUAUCUAACCGACCAUCUGGAAUACGAAAAACAAAUAAAUGAGAAUGUUAGUUGGUUGGAUGGUAUCCGAAAUAAAUUGGAAUACUGUUCGGAUUUGAGCGCUUCGUCGCAAGAUGAUUUGGAACGUAAAUUGGAAACCAUACAAGACUUGAUUAUGUACAAAGAAGAAGGAUACGGUAGAAUGCAACGUUGUAACGAACAAGCUCACAUUGUUCUUGCAAAUACCGCUCCUUCCGGUCACGACGCUAUCAACUCGAAUUUACAAAAAUUACAAGAAGAUUGGAAUAUGUUGGCAGCCAAAAUGGUUGAAACAAAGAGAAUACUGGAUGAUUCGAUUUUGAAAUGGUUUGAUUUCCUGGAACAAGUACAACAGCUUCAUUCCGUUGUCGAAUUAUUAGAAAAAUCUAUCCCAGAACUGAGUCAGUUCCAAUCUACGUUACCCGAAAAACGUUCUCAAUUAGAUCAAAUAAAAAAAUUGGACGAAAGAACAAGAUCAGAAACUCUCGAAGUGGAUGCUUUGAAAGCUAAAGCCGAUGAAAUGCUAGCCAGUGGACAACAGUCUCAUGCUGCUAAUCAAGCGAAGGAGAUUCUUGAUAAAUUGGACCACUUACAAGAUCAGUUGAAAAAAUUGGUUUUGGAUCGUGAAGAACAAUGUAAAGAUCACAAAGCGUACAAAGAUUCAACGGAAUCGUUGCAAAUUUGGUUGAAUCACGCUAAACAAAAAAUACCUUCCAUGAAAGAACGCUCUCUCAGCGAUAAAUUAGCCAUUGAAAACGUUUUAACUCCGCUGGAAAAUAUUUUGAACACCAAAGCUCAAGGCGAAGCUUUGUGGGAAAAUGUUAAAUAUAAAAGCGAAAUCGUCAUUCCCAGUACAUCGGAUGAGGGCAAAAAAAUCAUUAAGAAGGAAGUUUCGGAUUUAACCAACGGUUUCAAUUCCUUCUUCCAAGAUGUGAAUAAUCAAAAAGCUCAAUUAGAAGAGAUCAUCAUUCAAUGGAGAGCAUAUAAAGAAGAAUAUGAACGUAUUUCGGAUUGGUUGCAAAAAAUAGAAGACGCUAUUAAAAUGCAUAAAACUACCCUGUUUUCCAAUGUCCCUGAAAAAGAGAACCAAGUAGCUGAAGUUCAGAAACUUUACAAAGAACUUGACGAUGGCCAGUCGCAGAUAGAAAAAUUCAACAAUACUGCAGCCGUAUUAUUGGCUUCUCAUUUAGAUACUUAUGUUAAUAAUCAGCUACGUCAUUUAAAUUCGAGAUACCAGGUUCAAAUGAAUAUAACCAAGGAUGUCUUGAAAAAAGUAGAAACCAAUUGCGAACAACACAAAGAAUUCGAAUCGUUACUUUCUCGAGCUAAAGUAUGGAUAGAAACGGCCAAACAAACCGUCAAAGAAUGCAGCGAAGUACCAUCUAGCAGUACUCACGAAGAAUUGCAAGAAAAAUUGGAUCGCAUUCAAGAAUUGCUUCGCGAACGUGACGAUGUCCAAAAUCUAAUCCAUUCUACUGUCAAUAGCGGUGAGAAGGUGUUACGUAACACAAGAGCUGACGGCAGAGAUGUCAUUAAUGAAAACCUGAAGGAAAUCCAAGCCGAUUGGGAUCGACUUAAUCGUAAAAUCUUGACUGCCAAAGUUCAACUGGAAACCAGCUUGUUGCAAUGGGCUGAUUAUAGUUCGUCUUAUUCCCAACUUCAGCAACUUCUCUCUGAAAGAGAAAAUAAAUUACAACAAGUUUGCGAACAAAAGAUCUCGAAAGCUAAGGUGAAAGACGUCGAAUCCGGUAUUGUGAACAGUUCUCGCUUGGGAAAGAAAAAAGACAGAUUACGUGAAACUAAUAACAUAGUUCGAGACAUCGCCAGUAUCGAACCUAUGAUUCAGUCAGUACAUGUUAGAGCUGGCGAUUUACAACAGGCUGUGCCCGCAUCGGAAAUCUCUUCAAAAUAUGAAACUCUUUCGAAACAAGCCCAAGAACUUUACCAAAAACAGAAGGAAGCUAUCGAUAGUCAUCAACAGUUUAUUGACGCGGCUCUGAUAUUUACUCAAUGGUUACGAAACGCUCGCGAUCGUUUGAGUAAAAUUUCUGAUACCACUGGGGACAAAGAAGCGCUGAGUGGAAGAAUGACUCAGCUAACGAUUUUACAAGGCGAGUUGCCCGAAGCGCAGAAAAAAUUAGAAACUGCUCUCAGAUUCGGAGACGCUGCUUGCACCAAAGCUGAUGAACAUGAAAAAGAAGAACUCGAAGAAGAAGUUGCAUUAUUGCAAGAAGAAUACGAUAACUAUACUGAAGCUUUGGUUCAAAUGAAAACAUCCCUUGAGCGUGGCAUUGCUAAAUGGUCAGAAUUCGAAGAUUACCAAAAACGAGCCAAUAAUUGGUUAAUUGAAGCCGAAAAAUUGGUGCAGUCGUUCAAUAAACUUAAACCUAAUUUGGAAGAAAAGAAAACUGUUUUGGAACAAUUUCAAGUUCAUCUUGAAGCUCUAUUUGAUUGGCAAAAAGAGCUUGAUGAACUGAAUGUUAAAGCUCAGGAACUGUUGAAUAUCUGUUCGGAUGCAAGAGUGUCCAGCAUGGUUACCCAAAUGUCGACUAAAUACAACGCUUUACUUUCCAUGGCUAAAGAAACCAUGCGUAAGUUGGAACUUCAUUAUCAAGAACAUCAGCAACUUAAUUCGCUGUAUCAAGAAUGUCUAGAUUUUGUUGCUCGAACUAAAGAAAAGAUAACUGAAUGUGAAGAUCUACCGAAUACGUUGACUGAAAUUAAUAAUAAAUUACAAAUGCUUAAAACAAUCAAGAACACUUUAGAACAAGGUCAAAAUAAAUUACGUUAUGCUUUGGAGCUCAAAGAAAAAGUUAUUCUUAGUACUGAACAAACCGGAGCUACGAAAAUUGUCGACGAUAUCGAGUCUUUGAAGGGAGAAUUUGACAAGUUGAUGAACGAUGUUCAGGAUCUAAGACAGAAAUUAUCAGUUCGUGCUACCCAACUUGAAGAAGUCAACAAAGUUUACAUCUUGUUAUCCGAUUGGCUGAAAGAUGUUGAACAAAAUAUCAAAAGAGAUCAAGGUGAAGGGCCAUUCCGCGAUUUCAGUGAAAAGAAAACAGCGUACGAUAAGUUUAAAUUGAUACACGCGGAUAUUCAGCAACAUUCUGAGAUGAUUGAUCGCUUGAAAGGAUUCCUAGCUGAUGACAGUUCUUUAUCUAAUAAAGAUUUCCAGGAAGUCUUCGAUAACUAUGAAAGCGUUGAAAAACACGUGAAAGACGUUAUCGAUAAACUGAAUAAGAGUGUUAAAGAUCACGAAUCUUAUCGCGAGCUCCACGACAAAGCUUUGGAGUGGAUUAAAGUUACGAAAAUUCAAGCUCAGUCGUAUACAGAUUCUCAUGGGAAGAAAGAAGAUGUGUUGGAAAAAUCGGACAGGUUAUCCAAGUUGAAAGAAAAACUUCCUCAUGGUAAUGACUUGAUCGAAAAAGCCAAACAACUUAGCACCGUUGUAAUUGAAAACACAGAUUCUGAAGGCAGCGAUAAAAUAAGACAAGAUAUUGAACAUUUGGAAAACGAAAGAGACGAAAUCAAUAAACUUAUCGAAGAAAACGAAGAUACUUUAUCGAAAUGUGUCGUAGCAUGGGAUAAUUUCCUUACUGUUUUUAAUGCUUUAUCCGAAUGGCAAAACAGUGUCUUGAAAAAAGUCAACGAAAUCAGCAAUCGAGACAUGAAAGCUUGUACUACGAAAGAUUUAGAUGACUGUAUUGUUUUAAUGGAUGAAGUAAGCGAUCAAAAAGUCCCCGUCGAAGAAUUAGCCGAUAGAUGCGAAACACUGAUGGAGCUUUCAGCUUAUACCCCUGUUAGAGAUGAUACACUACAUGUCCAGACAACGUACACUACUUUGUUAACCAACGUUCAGAGCCUCGUAUCGAAAAUCGAAAAGAAUAUUUCCGACCAUAGCGAAUUCACGAAGGCCAAAGAAAGCUUACAAGACUGGAUCAAAGAUACUCGAAAGGACAUUCAAAGUUGUGUUGGAGAAGGUGAUCUAUCUUGGGUCAAUGAUAAAACGAAAACCCUUAGUGCAGUUUCCCAACGUUUACCCGAAGGUGAACAAUUAUGGAACUCGAUUCAAGAAAUAUUUACGAAAGCGCUGAAUGCUUCUCCGGCCAAUAAUCAAGUUUCUCUGAGAGAUGUCAUGACUGAACUUCGAAACGAUUGGACUUUACUCAACAACGAGUUCAGUUCAAUUUCCGGUCACUUGAAAGUAUCUAAAACUCGAUGGGAAGAUUUCAAUGAUUCCAUUGAGAAAUUCAAAAAAUGGCUCAUUAACGCUAAAGAAAAUGUUAAAAAACAAGAAACAAAAUCUGAGCUUUCUGAAAUGAAGACUCAAUUAGAAAAAAUGAAAACUAUUCACGAAGAAAUCUCGAGUAAACGAAUCGAUGUUGAUCAUUUGCUGAAAGAAAGUGAAGUGCUAUCUUCGUGGGCUAAAAAUGACAAAGUUAAAAAAGAACCCGAAACUCUACAGAAGAAUUGGCAACAAUUACUUGAAGAGUGUUCCAAGAACGAAAAACAACUAGAAUCUGAAAUACAAGACUGCUCUAAUUAUCACCAAUCUUUACAAGAUUUGGAAAAAUGGGUAUUACAAAUGUCCUUCCAAUUGAUGGCUCAUAAUUCGUUGUAUAUUACUAAUAAAGCUCAGACAGAGGAACAAAUCUCUCAACAUAACGAAUUAUUACAAGAGAUUCUCAGUUAUCAAAAAGUAAUCGAGGAUGUAAAAGAGAAAGGAAAUCAACAGAUUGAUCGUUACGAACCGGUCAAUCCAGCGAUUCGAGAUGUUAUCGAACAACAACUUAGUAAUGUACAAGACAGUUACGAUUCAUUGAUUAAGACGGCUAACCAGAUCAAGGCUCGUUUGGAAAAUUCAUUAUUGAAAUUCCAAGAAUAUGAAGAUACAUUGGACAGUAUUUGGAAGAACUUGGAUGAAUUAGAGACAUCGAUUAAUAUCGAUAUUGACGUACCAACAGAUUUAGGCAAAGCAAAAAUAUUAUUGGAGUCUAUGCGAUUACUCCAUAAUAAAUUACAAGCGGAAAAAACACGAUUAGCUCAUGCUGUUCAGAAUUGCGAAGCAGCUAUUGCUUGCGUUUCCCGACCUGGUAGUCCUACUGGAGCUCUUCAUCCUCCAGUUUUCGACAAAGAAAUUACCGUUCGAUUGAGACUCGAAGAUAAUAUCGAUCAGCCUCCCCUUGGAAAUAUUUUGUCGAUUGAACCUUCUCCAAGAAUUGUGAAAUUAUUAAACGAUGCUGAGUCUACUGGUAUUGUUGAGAAACUUAAUAACUAUUCCACUCCCGUUCAGAAUCACCUGUCAAUGUUGACGAAAACUGUGGCUCAGCUGGAAGGAGCGGAGAAACAAAAAGACGAAUUAUUAGACUGGAUGAAAGAACAAACUACUAUCGUAGCGGAAUGGAAAUCAAAACCAGUGAAAUUACGUGUCGAAGCAAACUCCCCCGAGCUGUCGAAUAUUCAAUCAAUUAUUCCUUUGGUCGACGAGAAACGCAAAGAAAUUCCUGAUUUACCAGAUGAUGAUGAAUUAUCGAAACAGUUAGAUUCCUUGGAAGAAUUUAUCAACGAUACCUUGACUACAAAACGUAACCACAUCAAAGAUAUUGAAGAAUUCAACUUAUGUAUGGCCCAUCUGCACCAUUACUACGAUGAAAUUAUAAAGAAAAUAGACGCUACCGAUUUGGGAUGUGGUUUAACUUGCAAGCAAAAAUUAGACACGUUGAAAAAUUUACAAGAAAAUUUCGAAGAUGAAAGCUCGAAGAAAAUGGCCGAUGUAACAUCGACUGCUGAGAAAAUUUCUAAACAUGUUAAUAAUUUCGAUGUUAAGCAAGUUGAAGAUCAAACUAAAUCAUUGCAACGCCGCCAUAAAGAUAUUCUUAAACGCCUGGAGAGGAAACUCAACGGUUUAGAUUCAACGAUUAAAAUUUACGAUGUUAUUACACAAGAAAUCGCUGAUACCCGUAAUUGGAUCAAAGAGAAGAUAACAGCCCUUCAAAAUCCUCCUCAUUUGGGUUACGAAUUAGCAGUUGUUGAGAAAUAUAUUCAAAGUCUGAAGGCUGUGAUGAAAGAAAAGAACAGUAAACAGGUGCUUUUAAAUUCUCUAGUGAAAAAAUCCAACUCACUUCAGUCGCAGCUAGAACCUGCCGAAUUCGAGGUUUUAGAAAGUAAAGAGUUGAAAUCACUGGAAUCCGAAUUGAACGAAUUAAAUGACAAAAUUUCCACUGAGAUGACGAACGCUGAAAAAUACAAAAAUGCUCGAAAAGAAUUCGAAGACUUGUUGGCAUUCUGCCAGACUUGGCUGAAAGAGAAAUCUGGCGAUGGAUUUAUUCUGAAACACGAACCUCUAUCGUCUUCAGCUGUCCAACAAGCUCUACAAAAUUUGAAGAACUACGAAUCAACCUUUAUAUCAUUUGAAACUGAAGAGCUUGAUCAAUUGCAAAAACAAUCCGGUGCUUUGCUCAAAGACUGCAGUAAAGAAGAUUCCGAUAAACUGAAAUCGUUACUGGAAGAUGUGUCUACAGGCUUCGAUAAAUUAUCCAACAAGCUAGCGCCACAGCUCGAAAAACUCGAAAAUUUGAUAAUUAAUCGUAAAGGUUUCGAAGCCGAAGUGGAAAGUGUCACUAAUUGGCUCAAUAAUACGGAAAAUCUACUCAACACUGAAUUGAAGACUACGUCCUUGAAUGUAAUUCAGGAACAAUUGAAUCAGUUCACCAAUUUUGAAACAUCAAUUGAUGAAAUCGGUUCACAAAUUGAUAAACUAUUCAAUACAUCCUCUGAAAUGAAACUCAACAACCUCGACAGCAUCACAGUUACAGAUAUGUUAUCCUUGAUCAAGACAAGAUAUACUCGUGUCCUUAAUGGAAUGAAAGAUCGCCGCGCUCAUCUCGAGAAGAUGCUCGAAAAACACAACGACACUCAAAAGAAAAUCGAGCAAACCUUAGAACUGAUUAAACGAGCCGAAGAAGAGAUGAAAGAACUUAAUCAGCCCAUUGGACGUAACGUUGAAGAUGUUUAUGAAAGAACUGCCGCCUAUCAGAAUUUAUUAUACGAACUGAAAAAUUGGCGAACUGGUCUAAGUGACGUUGACGGAAUCACUGAGAUACAAAACGUCACCCAUCAAGUAGACGAUUUGAUCUCAGCUGUAGAAAAACGUAUCGCCAAACUCAAACAAGCUGUAACAAUCAGAGAACAGUUUAUCGAUCUUGUUUCAGACAUCAACAUGUUUAUCACUAAAUAUACCGAAGUUAUUAGAGAAAUCGAACGACCCGGUUACACGAUCCAGGAUAAAAUCAAAAAAUACGAAGAUGUUAUCGCCAAGAUACAAGAAUACGAAGCUAAAUUGUUGUCGGCUUCCGAAAAAGGCGAACAAAUCGCCAACGAAGGCACCGUCAUCGAUCGCAAUAAUAUUAUGGAACAAUUACAGCAACUUAAACAGCAAUUGCUUACUUUGCGUAAGACUGUCGAGCAACAAAUUCAGCAUCACGCAGCUACUGCUGCUGAGCAAGCAAAAUUAGUACAAGAACUGGAAGAGGUUAUCGAAUGGUUUUACGGACGUGAGGCUCAAGUUCAAUCUCGUCCUUUGCUUUUGAUAUCUAUCGACAGUGUCAACGAAGAGAUCGAUAAACAUCAGGAGUUGAAAGAUGAAAUUGAAAAACAGCUGGCUCGUAUGAAAACCAUCAAAGAGACAAUUCAAGGUAGUGAUGCUGCAUCGAGUGCUGUAAAGGAAAAAUUAAGCGAGGCUCAAGUUCUACUGACUAGAUUACCGAUCGAAUUACAAAAUCGAGCCGAUUACUUGCAAACCAAUCUUAACUAUCGAGUCGAAUAUGACAACUUGAGGGAGAAGUUUUUCGAAUGGAUUAAUUUAGCUGGCGAAAAAUUAAACGCCAAUGAAAAAGGAAUCAAUUUGGAUACUGUCCAGUUGGAUUUAGAAGAUCAUAUUGCCUACUUCAAUAAUGAAAGCAGUAUUCGCGAAUUAAUUAGCGAAAAUAUUCAAAAUUGUAGUGAUCUCAUUAAAGUAUCUCUUACCCUCGAAGAACAAGAAGAACUCGCUAUGAAUCAGCAACAGCUUCUUCAAAUACUUAAAAAUACGCUUAAUAGUGCCCGGUCUAAACAAGCUACCCUUUCUCAAGCUAACGAAUUAUGGAAAGAAUUUACCGCUAUGAUCAAUCAAAUUGAAUUGGUUAUAUCUAAAGCGUCUCUAGUCGAAGAACCAAUUUGUAAUUUGUCCGGUUUACUAUCAAAAAUGCAAAAAAUUACAAAUGUAUUGGACGAUAUUAAGAGUCAUCAUACCUUAUUAGACUCGUUAGCAGAAAAAGGCGAAGAGUUGAAGAAAAUAUCGAACGAAAAAAGUAAACAACAGGUUACCUUGAAUGUUGAUGAAAUCACCGCUAAAUGGAAUGCUUUCGUUGAAUCCCUAGAAAGUCAAAGAGAUGAUCUGAAUAAGUUAGGCGAAGAAUGGAACGAUUUUGAGUCAAAUUUACAAAAUUUCGAAUCUUCUGUUCAAUUUAUGGAAGAUAAUUUGAAAAAUGUCGAUUUAAUUGUUCGUAGCAAACCAGAUAUAAUAAAAACUAAAGAAACUUUACAGAAUUAUUUGAUCGAAUCAGAAGGUUUCAUUUCAUUAUACGAUGAGACUGUAAAAUCGUCGAAAAAUAUUCUAGCUUACUUAGAUGAAAAAUCUGAAGAUGGAUCUACUAUUUAUCAGAAUAAAAUCAAAUCUGCUCAUUUAGCAUAUCAAACAUUAAUACAAAAAUUGAAACAGAACAUUUCUAAGGUCAUUGCAGAUUUAGAUAGCUUCAUUGCUAUUGAAAAAGUCAUCGACGAUUUGAACUCGGAGUUACAAUCUUUGAAGACCGAAAUCGAAAGUCUUAGUGUGUUUGGAACAGAUUUACCGAAUAUUGAAGAAUCGUUCAAGAUCAUCGAAAACAAAGUACGAGAUAGAUCUCAUCGAGUAAAAGAUCUCUGCUUGGAUACCAGGCAUUCGUAUACAACUUCUCAAAAACUAGUACCCGAAGAUAUCAAUAAAAAACUAACAUCAUUGGAGUUAUUCGCUGAACAAGUGAUGAGUCUGAUGGAGGAGAAGAGCAAGUCAGUGAAACGUGCUCGAACAAUUCGAUUCGAGUAUAAUUCCUGUGUAGAUAAAAUACAAAAAUGGCUGCAAGAAGUAGAAGUAAAGGUUCAAGACAGAAUUAUCGAAGCAUCUCAAUUAAAGCAAAUCUUGCAACAAUUACUGAACGAAGCCGUAACGAUGAACGAUCACCUGGAAAAAGCCUCGGCCAAUGGUAAACAAAUUAUCGAAAGCUCCAAGGACGACAGCGAAAAACAAUUUAUUAAUAAAACAUUAGAUUCAUUGAGCCAGGGAUUAAGCGAAACAAAAACUCUAAUCGAAGAUAAAAAGAAACAGGUUGAUAAGUCGGUAGAAGCGUGUGAAAGAUUUUUGAACCUAUACGAAAUCGUCAUCAAAUGGAUCGCUGAGAAUAAAACUUUCACUUCCGAAAUCUUAAUUUUGAGCACGUUAUCUCAAACAAAACAAAAAUUACAAUUGUAUUCGAAUGCUGCCAAAAGUUGUAAGCAAGCUACGAAAAAUGUUAGUGAUAUGAGUAAAGAAUUAGAGACUAUUUUAGUUACCACUGAUACGACUAAAUUACAAGAAAAAAUGGACGAAGCUAAAUACGUUUACGAUAUCGAAGCUAUUCUAUUAGAAAAGACUGCCUUAUUAUCCGAAUUAGCCGAAGAAUGGGAACAAUGCGAGAAAAAAAUGAAAGAAGUUAAAGUAUUCAUCGAUAAAACGAGAGAAACUUUAGAUGCACCGCCGCCUAAAAAACGAACAUUACGUGAUCAAUUAGCCAAUCGAGAAAAAAUUAUUGCCGAUAUUACGAUUCAAUCAAAUAAAAUAAGCAUGUCCAUUGAAAAAUUAGAGGUUCAUUUUCGAUCGUCACAAAUUAGAGGAGAUGGUAGUGUACGAAAAGCAGUCGACGAAUUACUCAACGAGCUUAAAUCUUUAUCCGCUGUUGUUCAAGAACAAGUACAUUCCACUCAACAAAGUCUCGCUCAAAUCGAUACCUACCAACAAGAAAUUCAACAAUUACAUUCUCAAAUUGUACAUAUCGAACAACAAUUACGACUGGUCCAAAGUCCACUCUAUCAAUCUCAAGAAAAAGACAAAGCUAUUCAAGAACAAAAUGAUUUGCAACGUGUCUUGAAAACGUUUCACCAUAGAGUACGAUAUCUGGCCAGAUUGAUACUUCAAAUCGAUUCUAAUUACACGUUUAAAUUCAAACUCGAAAGAUUAGAUUCGUGCGACGAAAACGCUCUGUCGUACCAAUCCACUUUCUCAGACAUCCACUUACCUAAUUUAUUCAUAAAAGAAGAUUCCGAAACUCGUCUCUCAGUCGAAUUCGAAACUCCCAUUAUUGACUCUACCAAAGAUACUACCCAUUUUCCUACUAUUAUGGUCAGUGAUUUGGGUGAAGAGAAGCAGGCCAUCGAAAGAGGUAGAAAAUCACGAUUGUGUUCUUUCAACGAAGCUAAAAAUCUCCUCGGUGCUGGAUUAAGUAGUAAAACAAGUCGAUCGUCUAGUCCUGUCUGGAUUCCUGGUGAAACUUCAUCGUAUGCUGAAGUUGUUCGAAGUGGGUCCGUUUCCAGAAGCGGAAGCCGUUGUACGUCGCCGGAAAAUAUGUCGCAGAUCCAGUUGCAGAAUGUCUCCGCGUAUGUUGAUCGUGAUUUUGUUCGAGCUGAUCAUAAACGAGAAACUCAAGAUCAUGAUUUUAUAGAACAUUCGCCUUUCGAGGGUGCCGGUAAACAAAAGAAGCAAAAAAGUGAAAAAUCCAAGCGCUGCGUCAAUAAAAACGAACAAUUUUCUCUCUCAGAAAAUCAACCAUUGAUGCCUGAAAUGUACAACGUAAUUCGUAGCCCUGAAUCAGAAUUUUCGGUUCCUUUUACCAACCUGUCUGGAAGUAGUUAUCCCCCUGCAUCUACUUUUUCUGAAAUUCCGUACCAGAUUGCUGCAUGUUCUCAAACAAGCGAAAAUCAAGGCUCACAUGAUUCAUUCACUAUUCCUGAUACUGUCUAUGACGAGUGUUACAGGUCAAAUAUUAGAUCAUUGACUGAAAUGAUCGACGAUAAAAAUGAUAACGAGGCUAGUUCUCGUUCAGUAUUUUCUGAAAUCAUUACUAAAACCACAAUUACUCAAAUCACCGAGAAAAUUAUCACAAAAAGUGAAGAAGUUCGAAAUGAAAAGUUCCCAUCUGAUCAGAAUGAUGUGAUCAAAGUCCUGCCUGAUUCUGUACCAAAAAGUGAUGAAGAUACCAAAAAAUCUCGUAAGAACAAAAAGAAAGAAUCAAAAAACGUUGAACUAAAGACCCGAUUUGACCAAGCUGAAAAAUCGUUGAAGCAAAAUGAUGAUGUAUCUCAAUUUAUCGAAGAAUUUAAACCGCCUGUUUCUCAGUUUGAGGUGCCAAAAGACGAUAGAGAAGAGAAACCCUCAGAUCUGUCCCAGGAUACAAUUUGUGAAAAGCAAACGUCCGUCAUUACUCUUGCUUCCUUAGAUAUUUCUCCGUCAGAAAAAAAUAAGGUAGAGAGUUGUGGAAGCAAAAAGAAGAAGCAAAAAAACAAAAAAGCUACACAAAGUACUGAACCCAUUGCCAAUGAUGAAAUUUCUCCGAUUGAAGAAAAUAUUCACUCACCUAAACCACAGUUUGAUGCAAAAAAAUCUGAACCAAUUGCUGAUAAAAACAAAGAAGAAAGUUCUCUGGAAAAAACUGAUCAAAAGAGCGUUUCAUCUGAAGAUAAAAAAACAGCUGAUAGUCUUAGUGAUUGUAUUCGAUUGAGACCAGACAAACCAGAUGCUGGUCAAAAAUCAAAAAAGCAAAAGAAAAAAGAUUCAACUGAGGAAAUCACCAAACCAGAUUUGUUGAAAAACACUUUUGAGGAAAAUCAGCAGUUCAAAAAAGAUAAACUGACAGAAGUUGAUUCUAUAGAAAAAUCUGUGAAAAGCGAAACAGUUCAAAUUGAACUUUUGGAAAAAUCAACAAAAGAACAGAAAAUUAAAGCAGAUAAGCCCUCUCCAAAACUUGUCAAAGAAGACCUAAAAAUGAAACAACAAUCUGAGAAAAAUAAAUCUCAAAACAAGAAAAACACAGAUGACCUUGUAUUAGAAGUUGCCAAAAAUCUGGAGAAAAUUGAAAAAGAUUUAGCCAAAGUUGGUUCUGUGGAAAAACCUAAAAAGAAUAAAAAAGACCAAGAAAUUCAUUCAGAAGAAUUCGCAGAAAUUCAGCAAUAUCUCAAAACAGACGAAUCGUCACAAAAAUGUGCCAUCAAAGACUCAGAAACACAUCCGAAAUGUGUUGAUAAGGUCGAGUCUGUAGAAAAGAAGAUUCAUAAUACUGCUUCAAAAGUCGCAAAACAUCAUAAAGAUCUUGAAAAAGAUUCUAUCAAAAUUGGCUCAGAGAAAAAACCUACAAAAAACAAAAAGGAUGAAAGCAUACCAUCAAAAGAAAUUGUAAAUGCAGAAGAAUUAUCUCCAAAAUCACUGAAAGAAGACUCAAAAACCAGUUUGCAAUUUUCUGAAAAUCCCAAGGCUUCAGAAGAGGAGACUAAUGAAGUUGAUGUGAAAGUUACCAAAAAUCAAGUUGAACUUGAAAAGAGUUCUGACAAGGUUUCCGUGAUAAAAUCAAAAAAGAACGAGAAAGAUGGAACAAUGUUCCAAAAAGAAUUGUCAAAAAAUCAACAAUCUUUCAAAACAGAUGAAUUGUCACAAAAAUCUGCAAACAAAAACUUGGUAAAAGAUCAGAAACACGUUGAAAAGGCUGAGUCUACAGAAAACAAGAACACUGAUGAUGCUGUCAAAAAUCAUGAAAAGUUUGAAAAAGAAUCCACCGAAAUUGAUUCUGAGAAGAAAUCUACAAAGAACAAAAAAGAUGAAAUUAUGCCUUCCAAAGAAUUUGUAAAACCACAAUCUUCAAAAACUAAAGAAUCGUCACAAAAAUCCCUGAAAGAAGAUUUGAAAACCAACCUGCAAUUUCCUGAAAACUCCGAGUCUUUAAAGAAGGAGACGGUUGAAGUUGAUGUAAAAGUUGCCGAAAGUCAAGGAAAAUUUGAUGAAAGUUCUGGUAAUAUUUCUGCAAAAAAAUCGAAAAAGAACAAGAAAGAUGCAGUUAUAUUAUCAAGGGAAUUGGCAAAAAAUCAGGAAUUUUCCAAAACUGAUGAAUCUUUACAAAAAUCUACAGAUGACUCGAAAACGAAUCAGCCAAGUAUUGAAGAAACUGAGUCUACAGAAAAAGAUACCAAGGAUGUUACUUCAGAAGUCACCAAAAAUAAACCUGUCAAAACAAAUGAAUCAUCACAAAAAUCAUCAACAGCAAACUCGAAAACCAAUCUACAAUUAUCAGAGGAAAUCAACUUUACAGAAAAGAAAGAGGCUGAUGAAGUUGAAGUAAAAGUUGAUGAAAAUCAACAGAAAGUGGAAAAAAUUGAUACCAAAGUUUCUACAAUAAAAUCAAAGAAGAACAAGAAAGAUGAAGCCAUGUCCUCAAAAGAAUUGGCCAAAAAUCAGCAACCUUUCAAAACAGACAAAUCUUCACAAAAAUCUAAAAGUGACUCAAAAACGAAUCAGCAAUGCAUUGAAAAAGCCAAGUCCUCAAAAAUGGAGACUGAACAUGUUGCUUCAGAAGACUCCAAAAAUCAGCAACCUUUCAAGACAGACAAAAUGUCAAAAAUGUCUACAAAAGAAGACUUAAAAAUCAAUCUGAAAAUUGACUCUUCAGAAAAGAAAGAGACUGAUGAAGUUGAAGUAAAAGUUGAUGAAAAUCAAAAGAAAGUUGAAAAAAUUUCUCCUGAAGUUUUUGUGAAAAAAUCGAAAAAGAAUAAAAAAGAUGAAUUUGUGCCUUCAAAAGAAUUGACCAAAAAACAAUCUUCAAAUGAAUCAAAAAUAAAUCAGCAAUGUGUUAAAAUAAUUGAGUCCAUGAAAACAGAGACUAAAAAUGUUUUAUCACAACCCUCCAAAAAUCAGCAACCUAUCAAAACAGACGAAUCCUCGCAAAAAUCCGCUUACGAGGAUUCAAAUACAAAUGUUCAAUCUCAUGAAAAAACCAAAUCUCCAGAAGAAAGUAAGGUUGAUGAUGUGGACGUAAAUGUUUUCAAAAAUCAAGAGAAAGUUGAAAAGUGUUCUGCUGUGGUUGAUUCUGUGAAAAAUUCCAAGAAAUGCAACAAAGACAAAACAAUCCCUUCAGAAGAAUUGGCAAAAACCCAGCAAUCUUUGAAAACUGAUGAAUCCUCACAAAAAUCUAUCAUUGAGGACUCAAAAACAAGUGUGCAAUUUGAGUCACCAGAAAAUAAAGAGACAAAUAACAUUUCUCCAGAAAUAAUUAAAGAUGAUGAAAAACUUGAAAAAGAGAAGAAAAACAAAUCAAGGAAGAAAGGUGAAAAUAAAACUCCCAAAAAUCAGGAAAUAUCUAUUAAAAAUCAAUCUGAUGGCAAAUAUAAGCAGUCUAAUGAGAAAAAUGAAGAUAAAAUUGAAAAUGAAGCCCAAGUGGUCUCAAUCAAUCCAGCAAUAGAAUCUAUAGUUACAACAGAAACUGAAGAGGAAAUUGUAUUCAGCAAGAAAACCAAGUCUCAAAAAACGAUUAAAAUUGAAAAUCAAACUUCAUCAUCUGGAAAAAUUGAAGUAGAACCAAAACCUAUCAAUGAAAAAGAUUCAAAAAAAUCAAAAUCAAAAGAAAAAUCACAAGUUACCACAGAAGAAUCCUUUAAAAAUGAUGAUAUACCUUCUCAGCCUGUAAAAAUGACCCCUAAAGAAAAAAUUGGUGCUAAAAAUGGCAAUAAAUCAAUCGAUAUUUCAGAAAAAAUUGAAAUUCCUACAAAAACCGUCAGGUUUGAAACAACAGUUGCUGCAGAAGAGCCAAACAUUUCGAAGAAAACUGUCGUUGAAUUUGAUGGUAACAAAACAGAGAAGGAUAAAAUUGUUCAGAAAGCAAAUGAAGAAAUUAUUGUUGAUCAAACAGGCAUUGAAUUUGAAUCUAAACAAAUGGAGUUAUUGGAUGAGAGCAAGAACUUUUCUGAUAAAAGUUAUGAGCCAAAGGUAGCUGGAAAUCAGGAAACAAAUUCCAGUUCCAAAAAAAGUAAAAAUAAAUCUGGAAAGAGAAAUAUUGCUCAAGAAUCUGUACCUAUAACAUCUCAAUCAACAAAUGAUGUGGUCAGUGAACUGGCUGUCCCUACAGCCAUUGAGCUAGAUACUAUCAUAAUAAGCUCUGAAAAAGAAGGAAAGAUUCCUGAAGAAUUAUCAUCAAUAUCUUCUUCUUCUGGUGAUAUUUCGGGCAAUUUUGAAAAAGAAAGUCAGAAUGAAAUCCAUAAUUCCGCUAAAAUAACAAUUUAUGAAUCUAAAAGUGACGAAAUAAAAUUAGUAGUGGUGAAAAAAAAUGAAACAGAAAUAAAGAAAUCUGAGGAAAUACCUGUCUCUGAAAUUUCUUCAACUAAUGAAUCCAUAGCCCAGCCCUAUGUAAAGACUAUGGUUACCGAGGGCACAAACACAGAGCCUGUUAGCAAGAAAAAUAAAAAGACAUUAAAACCAGAGAGCAAAAAAAUUAUGGCUGCAAUGAAAGAAACGGUGACUCCUGUUGAGGAGAAAGUACCUGAUGAAAGCGUGGGCCCAUUGGGUGCUGAAACAAUAUCUUCUGUCAAAAUUGAAAAAGAAAACAUAUCUUCUGAUUCAAAGGAAGUUGUUAGUGAAAAUCCAAAUGUGGAAUCUGCUGAUAUAUCAUCAAUUCCAGAUGAAAUACCAACUAGAUUAAAUAUUUCCAAAAUAGAAAAAAAAUCUAAAAAUCAGAAACUUUCAUUCCCUACUUUGUUGGAAUUGGAAAAAACAUCUGAAAUUCCAAACGAAAAAACAGCAAAAAGUGAAUCGAGUGAAGCUAAACCUCUGGAUCAGAUAAUUUUAGUUCCUACAGAAACAGAACAAAUUGAAAGAGAAUUUACUGAAAACGCUUAUAAAACAACUACAGAUUUGAAGAAAGUAGUUUCAUCUCCAGAUGCAUCUACUUCCAAGCCUUCAAAAAUUAUCAGUGACAAACCUGCUGAAAAAAUAUCCAAAAAGAAUAAAAUAUCGGACAAAAAUGAAAUUUUACUUCCAUUAGCCUCAUCAGAGCUAAUUUCAUUGACAGAGAAAGUCCCAGAAGAUAUGGUUUCUACAACAUCCAAAGAUGAUGACAAUAUGGAAAUCCCACUGGAAGGAAAAGAGCAAAUGAAUGAACCAAUAAACAACACUGACAAAUUCAACUCAAAGAAGAAUAAAUCAAAAAAUAAAAAAUUUGAUUCCAAGAAGUUACCUAAAGAUUUACUGGAACAAAACCCAAAAGAUGUUGUAGAGUCUGUUAAUGACAUUAUAGCUGAUCAGCAAUCCCUUGAUGCGGUUGGGAUAGUAAACAAGUCUGUUGAAAAAUCACAUGAAAUGCCUGAAGAAACACCUGAAACUGCAAUUUUGAAAACUCACGAAGAAAAAGAUAUUGUGAAAUCCACUCAAACAAAUAACGAUUUUACAAUUUCGGAAACUAACUCUAAACCUCAGAUUUCAACCAACAUUGUAGUAUCUUCAUCAGAACUAUUGAUACCAUGCUCUUCCAAAAAAUCCAAAAAAGAUAAAAAGAAUUCAAAAGAUUUAAAAUCCAACUCAGCAAAAUUUUCUGCGAAUUUCAAGCCUACUGAGCUAGAAGUAACAUCUUCACAAACCAACCCUUUGUCUGAGGUUGUUGAUUUGAAAACUGAAGAAAAUGAAUUUGUAUCAUCUGAGGUUCCUCAGUCAACAAGAUCUAGGGAUGAAAGAAUUCCAGAAGAAAAAUCUUCAGUAUCUUCUUCAGAACCACCAAUGCCGGAAUUUUCCAAAAAAACAAAAAAAGAUAAAAAGAAUUCAAAAGAUUCGAAAUUCAACUCAGCAAAAGCCAAAGUUGAAGAAAAUGAACUUGCAUCAGAAUCAAUUUCUUCUGAGGUUCCUGAAUCAAAAAAAUCUGGGGAUGAAAAGAUUUUAGAGGAAAAACAAUCAGAGAGGUAUUGUGAAAAACCUAUAAUUUCAGAUUCUCUAAAAAUAGAUGAACCUUCAGUGACUGUUCAAACCCAAAUUUCUCAAACUGGUAAAAAGAAUAAGAAGUCAAAGAAAAAUAUUUCAGAAGAAACUCAGCAAAAGGAAUUAAUAACCUCUGAGAAAAAAAUUGAUGAAUCAAUUGUUGAACUAACAAAGCCUGAAUUGCUUCCUGAUGCAGGCUCUUCAUCUCAGAUUGAUAUUUCUACUGAUGACUUCCAAUGUAUUGGUGUUUCAAAUGAUGUAACAUUGAAAGAAAGUGUGAAACAGUUGAAAACUUCAACAAUAGUAGAAGAAACUAUUGAUCCCAUUCUUCCUCAAUCCAAAAGACCAAACAAGAGAACUAAAAAUCAGAAAUCGCCUGAUUUACCAAAUACUAGGGCUGAAGAAAGAAAUUCAAAGCAAAUCAAAGAAUCUACUGCUUCUCAAGAUUUACCCCAAAAAAUACGUGAGGUUAAUAACGCAUUAUUAGAAAUGGAUAAAUUGUUGUCUGAUACUUUAAGACCUGAAAUAGGAGAACCACAAGAGCCGGAAAAGUCCAAGCAGUAUGCAAAAUCUGUACCUAUUAAUGAUGAAAUUGGGAAGCAUACAAAAUUGAUGGAUGGUGACAUAAAAUCGCCUCAGAUCAAACAAAUUUCAAAUGAAAUUCUUAAGAUUGAGGAAAAAGACCCAUCAUCUACAACUGACUUGUUGAAAUCAUGUAAAAUUUCCAGUCCCCCCUUUACCAUUGUAGAAACAACUUCUGAGCUACUUUUAUCUACACAACACUUGGAAGAAGAAACAGCAAAAGAAAACUCCGAAUUGCAGUAUAAAUCUUCAAAACUUGAUUCAAAUGAAAAAACUGUUGAAUCAAAAAAUGAAAACAAAAUUUUGAAUCAACCUUCUUCAUUUCCAAAUAAUGAAGUUUUUCCAUCAAAUAAGUCUAGAGAUAAUAAAAAGAAAUCUAAAAAAUCUGACAAAAAGUCUUUUUAUCCAGAGAAACUGCAGGAUGUUAAAACUGAGAAAGAUGAUGAGAAAUUUGCUGAGAAUUUACUUGAAACAGAUAUCAAAUCUGAUUUGCAGACAGAAAUCCGAGAACAAAUAUUUUGUUCAGAGAAGAAAUCUUCAGAUAUUGAAAACCUGUUCUCCACAACUUCAAAAUUGGAAUCGUCUAAUAAAGAAUCACAGAAUUGCGAAUUUACACCUACAAUUAUUGAUUCAACAGCAUCAGACAUGAAAUUUGAACAAAUCAUAGAAACUGAAAAAUUGAAUGAUGAAGUUUUCAAUAAAUCUGGUACUUUGAAGAACACAAUUACCAAAACCAUACUUUCUGAAAACGAUGUCCCCAUUCCACAAACAAAAGAGGUUUCAAAGAAAUGUAAAACAAACAGAGAACAAAAAGGAAAAAAUUAUCAGCUUGAACCAAAGAAGGAUGACUCUCAUGAAGUUCCUGUUUCUCUUGAAACCAAAGAAAUUGUUGAAAAAGUAUUAGAAUCUGAAACUAUCUCCGCAGAUGAAGCAAAUGAGCCAAAGAACAAAAUUAAAGAGUCUAUAAUACCUGAACAACCUAUAAGUUCUGAAGAUAAUGUUGAUAAACCAAUUUUGUCAACUGAAAAAUCAGUUGCAGUUAUCCAACAAAAUGAUAUUCUUCCAACAAAAAAAUCUGACAAAGACUACAAGAAAAAAUCAAAAAAGAACAAAAAAGUUACAGAGGAUGAGAAAGAUACCUCAGAUGUUUCCAACAAUUCAAGUUCAGAUCAAUCAAAUAAAGUUACAUCCAAAAUUGAGAAAGAGGUUUGUGAUAUCUCUGAAAAAAAUACACCAAUUGAAGACAGCAAAUCAUGCACAGAUAUAAAAUCCGAACCUGCAGCAGAGACUUGUGAUAUCACUUCUGAAGUAAGCAUACAUUCAGAAAGUUGCCCUGCUGUUGAUUCUAAUGAAACAAUUGAUAAACUUUUGCCAGAUUUCACAUUACCAGAAAAUUUGAAAACAACCCCAUUGGGUAAGAAAAAAAAUAAAAAAUCAGGCAAGUCUGUUCUUGAAAGUUUGACUGCUCUUCAGACUGGAAAUGUAUCUGUGGAUGUAGUUACAGGAUCUGAUGAUAAAACUGAUUCAUUGAUACCAUCCACUGUUGCACUCUCAUGUGAAAUUAAAGAAUCCCCAAAAGACACAUUUUCAAAAAAAUCCAAGAGCAAAAAAAAAUCUGGAAAAGUAACAAUCAAUGCUGUUCAAGAGAAAUCAAUACUUGGUUUAUCUACUGAUCUAGAUUCAAAUGAUGAUAAUACAAAAAAUGUUGACGUAGCUACUACAGAAUUCCCAUCUACAACUUCUGACAAUACUAAAAGUGAAACCUCCGAAUCACAAUCUAAAAAAGUGAAAUGUGUCAGCUUCAGUGACACAGAAGAUAUAAUUGAAAUCGAACCAUUUGUAGGGGAAUAUUCUUCUUCUCUAGAUCCACUGAGUAAUGAUUCGACAGAAACUGAUAAAAUUGUUGAUCAAUCUGAAAUCAGCAUUGAGUCUGAAAUCCAAGAGCAACCUCCUGUUGCACCCAAAAGAAAGUUGAGAAAAUCCAAAUGUGUAAUUGAGUCUUCUCAAGACCAUAGUCCUCCGUCAUCAACACUUUCAGAUACAUUAGAGCCCAGUAUAAAGUUAUGUGAGAUCUUUCAAAUACCCAAAAUGGAUUUUUCUCCAGAAGGCUCAAAACAUGACUUUGAUGAAGUAUUUGUCGAAUCCAUCCCUGAAACAGAAGUACCAGAAUUCCAAGAACCUCCACCUGUGGCUCCUAAACGAAGACCAAAAAAAUCAAAAGAUAAACCUGAAAUUCAACCCGAAGAUACGACCUCUGAGAAAUUAGAAGUGGAUCAAGCAACUUCAGAGUCACUUGAAACUCUCGAUUUCAUAAAUACAGAACAAACAUGUUUAUUGGAUAACAGUGUCUUGAAAUCAAAACGAAAUUUAAAAAAGCGAAAGCCCAAAAAAGACGAAUCACAAGCAUCAGUUUCUGAAGACAGUAUCUUCGAAGAAGCUGAUCUGAUCAAAGGUUGGUUGACCAAGCAAAGCACAAUCAUUCAGAAACCGCCUGAACCGACUCCACUCACAUCUGUUUCCCUGCCUGAAAUUGAGUCCUCAAGUAAAAAUACUUCACCCAGAUUGAGCAUAGACUCUGUUUACUCGAAUCCACCAAGUCACAGGCCUAGUAUAGAAGGCAUAUCACCUGAUAACAUCAUCCUAGAAGCUCAGUUGAAUGGGAUAUUUGGCUCAGUUAUGGACAAACAUUACAGAAUGCCAGAACUUAGUGAUAAUGAUAAACCUAAUGUUCUGCCUGCAUCAUUAGAAACUGAAGUGAAAAACAUUUUCAAAACUGAUAAAAAAUCUAAAAAUAAAAAGAAAGAAAGUUCCAGUCAAGUGUUUGAAACUGUAUCAUUAUCCCCAAAACCAGACACCCCCAAAAUAUCACAAUCUUUACCAAGUUCACCUCAUAAAUUGAUGCAUACAUUGCCUCAAUAUUUUGUAAAACCUACUGGUGAGGUUAUUAGAGAAUUUCCUUCACUGCCACAACAGUCCAGUGACCCUGGAUUUUCGUAUGUAACUGACGAACCUAAUAUUGAAAUGUGGUUUGUUAAAGAUGAUAAACCAAAGAUUACUUCUCCUACAUUAGAACAUACUGAAAAACUAGAACAUCCCUCAGUAUGGUUUGAUGUCCAAGAAAGUGGAUUGGCUGUCGCCAAUAAAUCUUUAGGUAAAUGCGAUCUUAAGGGGGGGAAAUUGAAGAAAAGAGAUAAGGGAAUAUCCAAAGACAACGUCGAAUUGAAGCAAGAACAAAUCCAAUAUCUUAGGAAUUAUAUCGAAAAGAUCCAAGAGAAUUUAGAUGGUGCCAAAAGUUUACUGAAGGGUAAAAGCCCAAAAGAAAAAUCUAAAAUGAUGCAAAUUUCGGAAGACGUGAACAAAAAAAUUGGCAUAGUCAGAAGUAAAUCGGAAAACCUUGAUGAUUCGACCGAAUACGAUGAGCUGGUUUCAGAAUUGAAAAUUUUGGAGGAUAAAGUUGACCGAUUGAAAUCACUCUUAUUGGGAGUUCCUGAGGAGGAACAAAAAAGUCCUCUAAAGAAACAUAUCAAAGAACCAGAAAUCUCAGUUAAACCGGAGCCAAAAGUUACCGAAAUUCCUGCCAAAGCACAGGAUCUAGUCAAAUGUAAAGAGUACCUGAUUAGAUCGGAAAAUUGGAUCAAGACAGCCGAAUUAAAAUUAGCUGCUGCGGAUGAUGCCGAUCAUCCUGCCGAGGAACGAAAAGUAUGCGAGGAGAUACAAGAAGAAAUCGCUCAUCAAAUACAACAAAAUAAAGAGCAUGCUGAAAUCUGUGUUCCAUAUCUGACUCUGAAUCCAAGUGAUCCAGACUUCAAAUCUAUUUUAACCAAUAUAGAUCAAAGAAAUAUUGAAAUUACCAACGUUAUAAAAUUAAUCGAGGAAAAACUUGAUAAUAUUCAGGUAAAGGAACGUAAACUUGCAUCUGAUGCUUCAAAACGUUCUGAUGAACCAGCCACCCAAUUGGUAGAAGAUUCAAUAAUUGCUCCUGGUGCAAUCAAUGAAAAAGAGCAAGUAUCACCUGCAAAUGUUUCUGGAAAAAAUAUUGCAAAAACAGCCAAAAAACCUCUUUCAGCACCACUUGAUGUUGAAAAAGAUUUGCAAGCAGCUCCUGACAAUACUGGAAAAGAUAUGGUUGUACAACCUUAUGAUGUUUCUCCUGAUCAUCCACUGAAUGUGGUUGAAAAUGCUGUAUCAAUUUCUCAAACAAUGAAAGAUUUGCAAGCUGUUCCUGACAAACCUGAAAAAGAAAUGAGUGUACAAUCUCAUGAUGUAUCUUUUAAGCACUCUCAAGAGACUUCUGAGAAAGCUGCAUCCGUUUCUCAUGGCUCAGAAAAAGAAAGUUUUUCAACUGGUCCCAAUGAAAUCGAAAAAGACAAACAUGUGCAAUCACAUGAUUUGGUUUUCAAGCACUCUUCAGAAAUGGUUGAGGAAGUGGCACUGCCACCUACUAGCACAGUAAAAGAUCUACAAGGUUUUCCAUAUAAAAUUGAUAAUGCUGAUGGAGAGAAAAACAUUUUGUAUGAGUAUUCUCUACCAACUGUUGAAAUUCCUGAACCAGUUAUUCCUGACUCAGAAAAAGGAGAUUUACAAGUCUUUCCCAGUAGCACUGAAGAAAAAGUUGAAAAGCAAUCAUCACCUCCCAUUUCACACAAAGAUUUUGAAGAAACUAUUGAGGAAACAAUAUCAGCUUAUCCAAUCACAGUUGAACAAACAAAACUAAAACAUCCUAGUUUUUCACGCAAGCACCCUGAUGAAGAAUCAGCACAUACUGGUUUUGAAUUAGACACAGCCAGAGAAAAACAUUUUGAAGAAAUGGCCUAUAUUGCUCCUGGUGCAGAACCAACUAUGGAAAAUGAAAAUUCUCUUAAUGCUUCUAACAGUCCAAUUUUGAAAACUAUCAAGAAUGCAGUAAAUUCUGCUCAGAAAUAUUUAUCUGGAAAACCAUCAGAAAAAGAACCUACAUUUAAGGAAUGUGAAUUGAUUCAAGACUCACCCAAACCUGACAAUGAAGAGCUUAAACAUGGAUUAGAAUCAGAAAAAUUAGGCGUAGAAAAAAUUGCAUCUUCUAAUGAACUUGGAAAUAUUCCUUCAGAAGCUGUAUCAGUGAUAUUCACUGCUGAUGUAAAACCUGAAAUGAUUGUGACAGAGGUGCAAUCAGAUGUUGAAAUUCAUAAUGUUGAACAAGUUCCAACAGCUUUUUCUAGUGCUGAAAAAAAAGCAGAUAUUUCUUCUAAAAAAACUAAAAAAGGCAAGAGAUCUCAUAAACAUGCAAAACCAUCUAAUGAUUGUGAGGUUCCUGUUUUAGAACAACAAAUUUCUUCUGUAGAGGUGAAUAGGUUUGUAGAUGAUGAAAAACCAACUCAGACACCAGUUUCCUCUAUCAGUGAUGAAUUAGAAAAAUGUGUGAUUCCAAAGAGAUUAUCUAGGCACGAAUCUGAAAAGGUUUCAUCAAAUAAACCUUUGGAUGAACAUACUUCUAAAAACAAAGCUAUUGAACCUACAGAUGAUCCUGAUCAAAAGCCUAUUUCUUCUGAACAGGGAAAAAUUACUUCUGAUCUGAUUAUAUCAAUCAAACCAGUUGGAGAUUCAAAAAUAAAACUUGAGGAAAUUGAAGUUGAUGCCAAAGAGCUGCCAAUUUCUUUGGAGAAAUCACCUCAUGAUAUAAAGGUACACUCAACAGAUCCAGUAUUCAUAGAAAAAAUAUCCACAGCUCCUAUGAAACAUUUCAAUGAUUUAAAAACAGAACCACUUACUUCACAAUGUAAAAUCACAGGUGAAUCAUUGCUUUGUCCUGACAUUAAGAAAAUCACAAAAUCUUCAUCAACAGGCAAAGAUGAAUCUGUUGUGCCCAUUCAGAUAUCCCCUGAAUCUGAGAUAGAACCAAUCAAAUUUGACUCAGUUGAACUUGUUCAUGAUAGUCAGUUGGUCUCAGUUCCUGAUAAUGAAUUGUCUCUAAAUAAAAAAGGGCUGCCAAUUGAAUCAUUUGAUUUGCAGAAAGUUCCCAAACGCCAAUCUGUAUCACCAAUAUUUGAAUUUAGUCCAGAAACAGAAAAGGUUGCUUCACAGAUCAGAAAAAGUAAGAAAAGAGGCAAACCUACAAAACCAGUUGAAUCAUCUGAUACUUUUGAAAAUAAAUCAGCCUCUCCUUUGACUAUGAGUCUUGGAGAUCAGACAAAACCUAUUGGAACAAUAAAUGAACCAAUAGAAAAACUCAUUCAAAUCAGGAAUGAAGGCACAGAAAAACCUGGGUCAUUAAUUUCUGAGUCACCAAAUUUGCAAAGUACAAAAAUUAUUGACCUAAUUAACGAAUCAAUAGAGAACCCUGAUCAAACCACAAACAAAUUGUCAAUUUCUGAUUUACCUCAGGAUUCUAUUAGUAAACCUCAUAUACCUGUGCAGGAAAUUGCACAGAUACAUGAGAAGUCAGGAAAAUCACCAGAUAGAAAACCACAAAAAAAGAAAAAAGUUGCAUUUACUGAUCAUGUUGAAGAAGUAUUCAUAUCAUCCGAGUCCAUUUGUGAAAUGGAUGAAGCAGAGUUCAAUACUGAAAUAGAACAGAAAAUCAUGGAACAUUUUGAUAAAGAAUUUGAAUCUGAUGUAUCAAGAACUAAAACACAUUCUUACUUGGAAGAACCAACUUCAUUUAUUCAUAAUGUUGAAGAAAAGUCAACUUCAAUAGAUGAGCCAAAAAGCAAAAAAAGUAGUAAGAAAAAGAAAUCUAAAAAACAAAUCAGUGAACCUGAACAGUAUAAUGUAGUAAUAAAAUCUACUACAUCAACUUCUGAUCUUGAAAAGCAAUCUGGUGGGUUUCCUAAACUUCUGAUCUCUAUUGAAAAUCAACAAGAAAAACUUGAUAUGUUGACUGAGUCUAAAUCUAACCACAAAGAAAUAUUGGUAGCAUCUGACCUUAACAAUAGAGAAAAAUGCUCAAUGUUUAUUGAACAUGAGAGAAAAAUGUUGGAGAUGGAACGCAGAGUUGUGGAGAUACCUAUUACAAGCCCUGCUCUAUCUGACAAUUUUGAGACCACUUCAACUGAACUUCCAGAGGAAGUACACAAAGUGGUAGAGACACCUGUUGAGAGCCCUGAUUUAUCUAAUAGUUCUACUGAACCUUCUCAGAAAACUAUUGGUGAACAUGGAGAAACAUCUUAUGAUUCUGGAACAGUUCAUAGAAAAUUUACACCUCCCCUGCGCAGUCCACCAAAGAAAUUAUUAGCACCAUUAUAUCAAGAAACAUCCUUAGAGUUUAUACCUGAAAGACCAUCUGUGCCAAUGUUCAACUUGGAAAACAAACCUGUACCAAUCAUAUAUAAUUUUAAAGGAAAAUCAUUCAUACCUUUAUUUGACACUAAUGAUGAUGUUCUUCUACCUGUAUAUGAUGGGCAUGGUAACUUGGUUGUCCCUUCCUUUGACAACAAUGGAAAACUCAUCACACCUUUGUAUGAUGCUCAGGGAAAUCCCAUUGUGCUAUCAUAUGAUCAAGAUGGUAAACCACUUGUUGCUUUGCAGGACAUACAUGGAAACCCUACAAUAUUCUUGCAAGAUAAAAGUGGGCAGACAAUUGAUUUUAAAACAAAGGAUAAGGCAGAAUCAAUAUUUACCUUAUCAGUAGACAAUCAGAAACAACUAUUUAAUACCGAAGGAAAACCCCUUACUGUGUUUUUUGAUACCAGAGGGUCUCCAAUGGUAUCUUUGUGUGAUUCAAAGUAUAAGGCAUUAAUUCCAACUUAUGAUGCUCAAGGUAAAGCAAUGAAACCCUUAUUUGAUGAAAAUGGGAGGUUAACUAAACCCCUUUAUAAUGCAAAAGGGAAACCAUUACAAGUUAUUUAUGAUUUGGAGAGAGAACCACUUGUUCUGUUAUUUGAUGAUGAAGGAGAACCUAUAGUGACUUUAUAUGAUGGUGAUGGUAGUCCAGUGCCCAUUGCAAAUGUACUGCAAUAUCAACAACCUUCUUUCAAGAUUGCAAUAACUGGGCAUGAUGAUCAUAAUAUUUGUACUAGUGAUGAGGCAACAUCUUCAGGAAAUUCUGGUGAUGCAUCAAAAAUGUUAAUAGCAGAUUCAUGUGUGAAGGAGCAAUUAAUGGCACCUUUGAAAAAAUCAGAAAUACUUUUGUUUGAUGAGCAUGGAAAUAUUGUAAAACUAUUCCAUGACAAGCAAGGAUUACCACUAGUACCUUUGUAUGAUUUGAACAAUAAGCCUAUCAUACCAUUGUAUGAUUCUAAAGCCAAGCCAAUAAAGCUAUCUUUCAACAAAAAAGGACAGCCAACAAAACCUAUUUAUAAUUCUACAAAUAAACCAUUAAAGUUAAUCUUUAUUGAAAAGCAGCCAUUGUUCUAUUUGUAUGAUGAGAAGAGAGAGCCUCUACUUUCUUUAUUUGAUGAACAUGGCUCUCCUAUCAAUGUUGAAGAAUUUCUAUCAUCCCAAACCUUACUUGAAAAACAAGUGAGCCCAGAUACUUCAUCUUCUGAUGCAUUAGAUCCAUCUGGAAAGCUACUUGAGAAACCUCCUAAAAGUGAGCUGGAGACUGUGUAUUCUUUGGAACAUACCAGUUCACCUGAGAAACUUGAAAAUAUUGCAGUUUGUGAAAGAUUUGAUUCCUCUACAGCAUCAUUACCAUACUUAUUAGAAUGUUUUUACAACAGAGAUGGAAAACAAAUUUCUGUAUUUUAUGAUAAACAAGGAUUACCCAUGAUUCCUUUAUAUGAUUCAAAACACAAAUUAUUGAUUAAUGUGUAUGAUUCUCGAGGUAAAUCUCUCAAGCCAUCCUUUAAAGAUGGUCAACCCACUACACCACUUUAUGAUUCGAAGAGAAAACCUUUAAAGUUGGUUUUUAGCCAUGAAAACCAAGCAUUGAUACCAUUUUAUGAUGAUGAAAGUAAACCUAUUAUACCCUGUUUUGACAGAAGUGGAAAUUCUUUACCUGUUGAAAAAUUACCUAAAAUGCAACUGAAACUUGAUGAAGAUAUUUCAUUGGAACAUGUGCUUCUUGAAGAUUUAAAACCAAUCAAGCAACCUUCUUCUUCACAAUCAAAUUCUGCCAAACUUAUUGCAACUCCUGAAAAACUUGAAAUAGAACCUUCUCAUAAAAAAAUUCAAAUUUUACCUGCUUCACAAAAUGAACAGUUGAAACUUGACAAACAACAAUUGACAUCAAUUGUUGAAAAUAUUGAAAUACAAAAAGCAAUGUCUGUUCCAUUACCUGAACAAAUUUCAACUUCAGUGCAUGAUGAUAGUUGUAAAUUGGAGGUGGCAGUUGAAACACCUGAAGUAGAUUUGUUCACUGAAAAAAUGAAGGUCUUAUCUCCUCUACCUACCCAACCUUUGGGGUAUGAUGAACAACCUUCUGUGUUGAGCCACAUUCACAAAAUUGAGUCUGAAGAAGCUUUCCCCAGCAAUUCUGAUAUUGCUAAAGAGCUAGAAAUUCAUUUAUUCAAAUCAUCUUCUGAUGAUAAAAAAUCAAUAUCUUCUUCCAAAAUUGAACCUGUAAUUAUACUGCCUAGCUCUGAUGAUCAUCUAGUAAAAUCCACAAAGCAGAAAAGGAAAUCAUCUAGUAAAAAGCUUAAGUCAUCUGCUUCACCGCCUAAAACAUUCACCUCUAGUGAAUCACCUGUUGCAUCAAUCUAUGAAGAAAAAACUGAGCUGCAAAUCAAUUUGGCAGAUCAGGAUAAUGUUUCAAUAAAAUCCAAACACGAAUCUAUUCCUAUUUUCUCUCAACCACUGAAAGAGGAUGACCAACCAUUAUCACCUCCUCAUGAGGAAAAAAUUGAAAGAACAUCUCAUGAUCAAGAUGAUCUCUUAAAAGUCUCAUCCCUUGAGAAAAACAUAUCCAGUUCAUCACCUAAAUCAUCUGAAUCGAAUAAGCAGCAAUACACAUUGAGUUAUGAUGAGAAAGAAGUUGAACUUGAAGAAACAUUAAUCCAUGAUUAUUUACCACUACAAUCAGAAAAACUUGAAAGAUCAUCUCCUGCAAAGCAAGAAACACUCAUUUCAGCAAUUAAAACUUCAGAACUGAGUGAGCAACCAUUUGUAUCUGCCAAAGGAGAAGAGGCCAAACCUUUGGAAUCAUCCAUUCAUAAUAAUGAACCUCCAAAUGUUGAAAAAUCCAAAAAAGGAUCACCUGAAAAUAAUAAAGUCCAGAUUUCAUCAUCUAAAUCAUCUGUACCAGGUGAACAGCUUCCUGAAAAAACUCAUCUUCCCAAAGUUCAGUCUGAAGAAACGUUACCUACCCAUUAUAAUGUUCUUGUAAAAUCUGAACCUCCCAAAAUAGAACCAUGCUCAGAGGAGAAUUCUUUAUUGGUGAUAUCCAAGUACAUUGAUAAUCCCGUAUUUGAUGCAAAUGGAAAACGUAUUAUAAUCUGUGACUACCAAGGAAUACCUGUGGUACGCCUAUAUGACUUGGAAUCCACAUCUAUCAUACCUUUAUUUGAUUCAAAAGGUAAACUUAUCAAACCAUCAUAUUUUAAAGGAGGCGAGUCAUCCAAACAUCUUUUCAAUGCCAAAGGUAAACCUUUGAAUCUGAUACAUGAAGUUGAAGGACAGCCAGUAAUUUCAUUAUAUGAUGACGAUGGUGAACCUAUUGUAGCUUUAUUUGAUGAGCAAGGUAAUCCUAUAACCAUCAAAGAAUCAGCCUUAGACAUGCAGUUACAUGAUGUUACUGAAAAGCUCACACAAUGCCUAAAUAUUGAAUCUAUCAUCCCAACAACAACAAUUUCUCAUGACCAGCCAGCACUUUCAACUCCAGAAAAGGGAACUGAUCCAAAAUCUGAAUCCACAAAAGUGAAAUUUGAAUCACCUGAUCAAGAACUCCAAAUAUCCAGUACGCCAUCUCUGCAGGUUGACAAAUCAGUUUUUAAUAUUGAUGGAAAGCUUAUUUCUCUAUGCUGUAAUGAUGAAGGAGUUCCCAUGAUACCUCUCUACGGCAUAAAUCAUGAACCCAACAUAUUAUUGUUUGAUUCUCAAGGAAAUCCUACAAACACUUCAUUUAAUAAAAAAGGACAACUCAAAAAAAAAUUGUAUAAUUCAGAAGGAAAACUAUUGCGUUUUGCUUAUAAAAACAAACAACCUUUUGUACUUAUAUUUGAUGGCAAAAAAGAACCAGUAAUAUCAUUGUUUGAUGAAGCCAAAAAUCCAGUUAAUGUUGAAGAAUUGGUCAGACCAAUGGAAACAUCAAAAGAAAAAAUUACCCUUGCACAAUCUGAUGACUCAAAAGUUUUAGACCUUGGAGAAAUUGUAGAAAAUGAAGCAUUGGAUUCAAUUUCUGAACAAUUUGCUGAAACAUCUUCUGAGAAAUACAAAGAUGUCCCCAUUGACAUUGGAAACAAACUGAUGUCUUCUUCUGACCCUAAACAUAUCCGUAAUACUUCUGAACAAUUGAUUAAAACACCAGUGGAAGCAUCUAUAGUUGUUCCAAUUGACAUUAAACAUAAAGUGGAGUCUUCUGAUGAUACUGAACAAGUUAUUAGCAAACAUAUUGAAACUCAAAAUUGUCAAGUCAACAAUGAAACCAAAAUGGUGCCUGCUUCCAUUCCUGAACAUUUCACCAGUAAACCUGCCAAAACUGUUGAAGAUAUCCAGAUUGACAUUGAUAGCAAAAUUAUGCCUUCAGCCCCUGAAUAUUCCGCUAUUACACCUAUCAAAGUUCGUGAAGAUGGUCGAGUGAGAAUUGAAGCCAAAAUUGUAUCUUCUUCAAGACCUGAACAUUUCAUAAGCACACCUCCUAAAUCUCUUGAAGAUAGCCAAGUUGAUGGCGAUGGCAAAGUUGUGUCUUCAGUUUCUGAAUGUUUCACCACCACGUCAUCUACCAAAGCACCUGAAGGUGGUCAAGUCGAAAUCAGAACCAAAAUCAGCGCACCUGUUCAAAUUGUUGAAUGCAGGGGAGGUGGUAUUGAAAGCAAAACUGUACCUUCUUCAGUUCAUGAAUGCUCCACCGCCGCACCUAUCAAAGCUCCCGAACAUGAUCAAAUCAACAUCAACAGUACAAUACCACGAUUGUCAGAGCAUACCAGCAAUGCAGCUGUUCAAGCUUCUAAAGAUGACCUGCAGGUCGACGUGGAAAGAACUGUAACAUCUUCUGUUUCUAAACAAUACACCAAUGCGCCUACUAAAUCUCCAAAAGAUUUUCCAACUGACACCAUCGAAGUACCUCCUAAAGAUGCUGUUCCUACUAAAUCAAAGAAGAAGAAAAUUCGUCGCUGUGAUACCAAAGCUUUACCAAUCAUUCCUAAGAACUUGUCAGACGAUGAAGAGGAACUUGCAGCUUUAGAUGAACAAUAUGAUGAAAUCAAACAAAAACCUGUUCCUGUUUCUACCGAUGAUUUAGAACAUGUCAGCGAUUCAUUGGUUACCAAAUUACAUGAUGUUUAUACUGUUCCAUAUACGAUUCUUUAUCUUAAACCUCAACUAGAUUUGGAUCAUAUUAAAAAGAAAACAAAAGAUUUCCAAACAAUUUUGAAACCCAUUGAGAUUUACGUUCAAAAUCACGAUGUUGAUGGUAUUAGAAAAUCGAUUGUAGAUUCUGUGCAGUAUGCUUCUGACUUGUUGGAAAGUCUUGAAUAUCACAUUACCACUUUAGAGCAUUCAUCGGAGCCUCAAGCUCCUGCAGAACAACAGGCUAUCCUUACAUCUAUCGUCGAGGUCGAAACUAUUGUCAAAGAAGAAGUUAUCGAUGUUUUGACGAAAUCUAGUGGUACAGCUCUCGAACAUUUGCCAUCCGAAGAUGCCGAAAAAUGCAAAUACAUUUUAGGCCUACUCUAUAAUCAAGUGGAAAACGUAAGCAAUGUGAUCAAGUCAAGAGCUGUUGAUUUGGAACAUGCUCAAGUUUCUAUUGAUGAUUUCAAUGCCAAAUUGAACGAGACCGUUGAAUUUAUUCGAUCGUUGAAGUCCAAUAUUGAAAAUGUAAUGUAUGAUGAUGCGGAUCUACCUGUUGAGAGAAAAUUGGCAGCUCUGGAAGAGUUUGAAGAAGAGAAUCAAAAUCGCAUAUCUCAACUUCCAGCUUUAAUGGCGACAGUUGAAGAAAUUCUGCGAUGCUAUCCUACUUUCGAAGUUCCCAUGGAAAUUUACGACGUUUAUACCGAUACCAGGAAUAUGGAAAGUAACAUAACCGCCGAAAAAGAUAGAUUAUUGCAAAUUAUUUGCCUAAUCGAAGAGUACGAAUUAACGUUGAAAGAAUUCGAUAAAAUCAUGGAUAUUGCGGAUUGCUUGAUGGUUUUGCCCAUAAAUGUUUCAUCAUUCAGUCACUUGCAGGAUGAAAUGCAAACCCAUCGCAAUUUCUUCGUGAACUUGAACCACUGCAAAAGUAUAUUAGAGUCUCUGGAAAGCCAUCUAGAUAACGAUACCCGUAACAAAUACCAUCCGCAACAUUCCGAAUUAAUCAAAAGAUCAUCGGAAAUAUUGGAUAAAGCUUCUUCGCACUCUCAGCAAAUGUCUUUAAUUGCGUCAAGAUGGAUGAUCAUUAAUAAAGGCAUUGAAGAAGAAAGAUUAUGGCUGAAAUUGGCUUAUCAAAGGUUACCAGACAUAUCAGCGGUGAAAUCUACCGAUUACCAGCAAUUAAUGAUUUUAUAUCAAUCCUUAUCCAACGACAUCAAUCAACAUUUAGCGAGAAUAACGCAACUCAUCGAGACAGCUCAGAGUUUACAUCAUUUGGUUAAAUCCCCCCAACUGCAAUUCGGUUACGAGAAUGUCAAACAAGAAGUGAUCGCAUUACGUGACAAUGUAAACAACAACAACAGUUUAUUGGACAUGUUCGACGAAAACUGGAGUCAGUACGAGAUGAAUAAAAAGAAAUUAAUGUCAUGGAUGAAUACCAAAGAAAAAGUAAUCAACCAAUGCGAUCAGACUAGCGACAUGAAAAAGUUCUGGGAUUUACUGGCCCAGUUUGACGUACACAAGAAAAUGUUUGAAAAAUUGAGCGCCCAGUUUAAUCAGGCUUUGAAAACGCUAUCUCUAAUCGAUGCUGAAGAGCAACGCAAGAAAUUCCUCGAUCUGGAGCAAAAAUGGGAAGCACUUUCGAAUACGAUGAUCGAUCUGCAAGCCAAAGUUACAUAUAAUUUUGCCGAUUCCAAUAUACCUCUGGAUCAGAAAUUAAUAUCUUUGGAACAAGAUUUAAAUAAUUUAUCAACUUUGUUUGGUGAAUUGGGAAAAACCAUAGAUAACGAAGAAGAUUUUCAGUUUUGUUUGAAUCAAGUUCAAGUAAUGGAAAAAGCAGCUCAGAAUAUCGAAAACGAGCUCCUCUGCUAUAGAUUAUUAACAGUCGACGAAUCGGAAAAAGUAGGUGCUCUCACCUCUAGAGUACAAGAUAUCCAUCGAAACCUUAGCGAUGAAGUCGCCAACGUACAAAAUAUCGACGAUCACAUUAAUUCGAUCAAAGACGGCAUAAAGAAAAUCAAUCGAGAGCAAUCUCGCCAAAAUGUUAUCCUCGAUCAAUGCGAAAAAAGCUUAAAACUGAGACAAAAUGACGUCAAUCAAGCUCUGAGAGAUUGCGAGAUACUCGACGGUGAACUGAAAUCUCAAUGGCAAGAUAUUACUAAAUUACGUCAAAUAUUCCACAUGAUACCGAAAUCGUCAAGAAUUGCGGUCUGUUUACCCGAACUCGAUCAAAAAAUCGCUCUGAUACAGAAGAAUCAAGAAACCUUGGAAUCUCGAUGCAAUUCAGUGCUACAGAUUUUAAAAGAACGGUCUAAUUUAUGGAAGAAAUUCACCGAUAAUGUUCAAAACGUCAAACAAUCCGUUGAAGAGGUCGAUUUCAUGGUGGACUUGAUGUCAGUUCAUAGUCACAUUGAUUAUCCCAGACUUGCUACGGCUACUGAAAAUUUACAGGAACUUUCCGAAUCAUUAUCGACUCGAGAACCCGAUAUACUUGGAGAAUUACGCUCAGCUGCCGAUCACUUGAAAUCCUGUUCUUCGCCGGAGGUUCAAAAUGAGAUCGAAACCACUGUCGAGGAGUCUGUCGUACAGUGGAACGAUUCUCGUAAAUCAUUACGAAACUUAUGCGAACGGUAUCAAAACGCCAUCAAAAUCUGGACAGUGUAUAGAAAAAAUAGCGAUAUCGUUAACGAAUGGGUUGAUAAUCAGUUGAGUUCGUUAUCGACUCUACCAGCCGAAGAAGCUGUCCAGCAGUUACAAAUAUACGAAGAAGCAGUUAAUGAACAAUCGGAAAAACUCGUCGAGCUACGCGGUAUGGUUAUGGAAAUCGCUACCGAAGUCGGUGUCAAGGAAGAUAACUUAUUAGCCGAUGAGAUCGCCUUAUUGAGUAGGAAACUGGAAGAUGUUAGAUCAGCUAUUAGUACUUUGCAGGAUGUUACCGUUUUCGAAAAACGUAAAAUCGUCAAUGGCGAGUUGGCUGAGACGCAGAAAACACUCGAUUCUAUGAAACAAGAGCUAUCAUCGAAAGGCGAUGUGAACCCGACGAUUAAUACCGAACAUAUACAAAAGCUCAACGAUCACCUUCGUGCGCUCGCUAAAACCGAUACUUUAUUGAAUAACAUCAAGGAAGAACAAGCUGAAAUUCUAACCGAUCCAGAUGCUUCGUCUGAUAGGCAAAAAAUUUCAGUUGUGAAUUUGCUCGAGUCGUGGCAACAAGUGUUCAAAGAAACGUUCCAACAGUAUCACGGAUUGUUCUCGUCUGUAUCAGGCGAACAGAACUAUCUUGAAGCUUUAAAACUAUGGACUGAUUAUUUACAUUACAUUCAAGACUUCCUCGCAUCCGCUAUUCCUGAUAAUUAUCAUAAUUUAAACAGCGACGAUCAAAUUUGCCAGCUGUACGAAAAUCUUUUACUAUCGCAAAGUGCUAUUCUGCUUGAUGAAAAAACCAAACGAAUAGGAUCAUCUUUGAGUGGAGAGUUCGAAUCUUUGAAUAAACUUCACAAUGAAACUCUUUCCGAUGUCAUCGCCAGGCAUCAUCAAGUUAAACAAAGACUAUUAUUAUGGCAACGUUACCAAAAAGACCAAAGAGAGCUGUUAUCGUUUUUACGUUGUAUUGAGUCUGAACAGUCACAUCUUAACUUGAGAUUUAUUUAUAUUCGAACAAUAGACACAUCAUUACGUAAAAUCGAAGAUUUGCUGAAUAAAAUAACUAAAGGUAUCUCAAUGGCUGAUAAUCUACGCGACCAACAUGACGCUCUGUUGAGUGGCUGCAGUCAAAGCGUCGUUACGUCGGUUAAGGUCGAGUUGGAUUCUAGCUACAAAAGACUUCAUAAUUCAGAAGCGGCUCUCAAAACAUGGCACGAAUAUCUUUUCAAGAUCAAAAGUGUAGCCAAACUGUACGACGACAUAGCUUCCAAUAUCGAACAAAUAUUUAUUAAAAUUCACGAAGGCCUCGAUAGCGAACAUUGUCCUUCUAAAGAGACAACUUACGCCGUAGCUGAAAUUAAACAAAAAAUUGAUAAGCUUACGAAAUUCAAAGAGGAAAUUGUCGCUCUGGACGAAGAAACGAACGAAUUAACAAAUCUAGAAGAGAAACUCAAACAGUCAGUGAAUCCCAAAGAUAUGAAAGUCGUUAGGCAAAGAAUAUGGUUAUUGAAACAACAACAAAAUGAUAUAAAAUACCAGUUGUCAAAUUUGAUCUUUAAAUUAGAAGAAAAAUUAGCUCUUUGGGAUACAUUCGAUAAAAGACAACAGAGUUUCAUGAGUUGGGCAAACGACCUGAACACAAAUUUGGAAAAAUUCAGUGAGAACCAAGAUUAUCCCGAAGUUGUACUGAGACGAUUAGAAAACGAAUUCUGUACCGAUGUAGAUUCCAAACACGGUGAAUACAGUUGGCUGUUGAGUACCGGCGAAUGUUUAUCAAAAUACGAAUCUGAAUCUGCGACUGAACCAAUCUGCGGCCGGAUUAAUAAUGUAAUGGAUGCUUGGAAGAAAGUCAACGACAAUACGAAAGGAGAAGUUGAAAAAGUUAAACAUAUCAUAAAGGAAUCGACAAUAUUAAGAACCAAUAUCAAGGACCUUAUUGUAUGGAUUCGAGAAUUGAGUUUUACGCUAAACACGAUUAUAUUUUUCGAACGAUUCGAUGAAUCUGCUUUAAAUGAGAAAAUUCAAGAACACGAGGCAUUGCAAAAAGAAAUCGAUCAGCGGAAGCAAGAAGUAUCUGAUGUGUUGCAAAGGUGCGAGAUAUUUGUAAUGGAUUGUGAACAUUGCAACGUUUCAUUGGAUAUUAAAUCCUUCAUAGUGAGAUACGCCUCGUUGGACAGAAAUUGGACUUCGUUGCAAAUGGAAUCAGCUCAAUGCAAAGAUCGUAUAUUUGUCGUAUGGAAAAUGAUUCAAGAAGUAUUAUCUUUAUGUCGAUCGGAAGAUCCGUGGUUGACAGAGCAACACGAACUUUUGACUAACAUACAGUCGCAAUGUGAUAAAGUACCAUUUUCUGAUAUUAAUAGCCUGGCUGUCAAGUUGAACUCAAUUUCUGUAGCGAUAAAUAAUCAUAGUACACAGUUCAAAUUAUUGGAAGAAUCGUACGCUGAUUUACUGUCUAAAAAUCACAUUCGUAACUCCAGCCUUGUUCAAGAAACGUUGGAUCGGUAUUUGGCUCUGAAAAAAUUCGUCAUACGAUUGAAUGGAAAAAUAGACGAAGAUUCGUUAAAAUGGAAGGAGUUCUUAUCGUCUCAUGGUAACCUGAUUUUGAAACUUAGUCAAUUGGACGCGAAAUUAACCCAACUUCAGCAUGUAAAUGACUCCAACGCCGGUGACGCUGAAGAUGUGAACAAAGCAAAAUUGGAAAAAUUAUUGGCUCUCGAAUCGGAGUUUGAAUCAUAUAACGAGCCAAUUACCACGACGAAUCAAAUGGCCACCGAAUUAAUGUCCAAUAAAAAUCGACCGGAUGGUAAAGACGUGCAACAGAUGAUGGAUGAAUACCUGGUCAUGUACAAAGAUAUCAAAAAACGUAUCAAAACGCUGAAGCAAUUCUACCGUAAAACCAAAUCAAUUAAAUCGCAACAGAACGUCAGCGAAGAAGUACAAGUGCAGACUUUGAAAUUCGAGCAAGAUUUCGCAGCUCAAGUGGAUACGUUACCUACGUCUUUACAACGAAAGGACGCCUUCUAUUACGAAUUACAAAGUACCAAGAAAGAGUCGCAAGAUAAUAUAGAACGAUUAAUCGAACUAUCAAACGAAAAUCCCAAUUCUGAAGAAACGACCAAGGCAAUGGCAUGUUGUCAAUCUUCUGUCGACUUGAUGAAGCACUUGAGCGCUGUUUUAAUUGGCCAGUGUGGAAUGUUAUCCGACGAAGUAGUUCUGGUUGAAGUAGACGAGCUCGUUAAUAAAUAUCAAUUGCUUUUAUCUGAAAUCAGGUUCAAGCAACAGCAUUACCAGCAACAACAAAUGGAAAAUAAUAGGUCUAGCAAUGAGGAAGGAUAUGUAUUUUUUUGUAAACACGAACUUGGUCGUCUAAGAUGUCCAUUGUGCUCUCAAAGAAACUGGUCGCAACUCGAUAAUGACAUUUGGAGAUUAGAAAAAUGGCUCGAGCAUGCUCAAGGCACACUGCAAGCGAAUCCAGCAACUCCUCCUCAUAAUAUCGAACAGUUAGAGGAUGUUAUUCAAGAGCACAAGGAAUUUAUGGUGUAUUUGGACAGCCAUCGCGAUGUUAUCGUCAGCUUGAACAUCGUCGGUAAACAUUUAAUGGAGCAUUCGGAUAACGAGCAACAGUCGGUAGUACUUCAAGAUCGUUUGGCUCGAGUGAACGAAAAAUGGGAAAAAGUGUGUACUCAAUCGUUGGCUUGGCAGCAUAAAUUACAAGCAGCUUUAAUGGAGAACGAAGAAUUCCAUAAUAUAAUAGAAGAACUCUUGAUCUGGAUUGAAGAAACCGAGAAUUCCAUCAAGAGCUGCGAACCGGUCGAUUUAACCGAAGAGACGUCUGUGAUAAAAGAAAAAUAUAAUAAAUUCAAGAAAUUACACAAAUCAUUGAAACGAUGCGAGCCUCGAGUCGCCUCAUUGCAAGCCGCCAAUCAAGUCUGCAUUACUCAACAAACCAACGAACUGGAAACAUCGCAAAAUAAACUAGAUCACUUGAGAUUGAGAUUACAAUCUUUGAUACGACUCACGUGGCUGUAUAUGAUGAAAUUAGGCUCUGUGCUCGGAUACGAUGUUAGAAAUUACUACUCUGGAAUGGAUCUGAGUACAACCUCUACAAUGACCUUGUCUCAAGAGUUUUUGGACGAACAUGCAAUCGAACCGAUGGACCGGGCCGAUACACCCGAAUCAACUACAUCGAACGAAGACGAAAACCGAAGUAUACUGUCUCGUGGAAAUAGAUUCUUCGGACGAGUAAUACGAGCUUCUUUGCCUAUACAGGCGUUCAUUUUUGUCAUGUUAGGCGUCGUAACGCUGUUUCCGCGGGUCGACGAUGAAUAUACAUGUUCGACUGCGAAUAACAUGGCAUGGAGCUUGGAACCCAUGUUGAGGUAUCCGGAUGGACCACCACCGACGUAAUUCCAUUUAAUUUAUGUAACCUAUUUAAAAAGAUAAGAUUUAAAAUUAAUCCUAAUAAGGGUUGUGAUGUUAAGUGUCCUUAUUGAUAUUAUUUGUGUUGUUUAUUAUUAAGUUAACCAUGUUAUUUUGAAGCUCAUUAUUUAAGUUUAAAACCAUUGAGCUUGUAAAAAUUAUUUUUGUAUAAAGUUGAAGUAUCAAUACGCUUACAACGUGAUUUAUACCAAAUUUUGUAAUUUUCAAAUAUAUUGCGGUUGUUUAUUUA